GCUGUUUCGGCCUGUUCCGCAGCCACUCGGUCAUUUUCGCCUCUUUGUUUUACUGAUAGUGGAUUUAACUCGGAUUCAACCCAAUAUCCAGCGGAUCGUGCUGCUCCCGAACAGGUUAGUUCGCUUAACUGGACUUAUUCUCUCUCUGCUCCGUCCCCGAUGGGUCUCUGGCCGGUUUACGGUCCCGGUUUGUUCCCCCUCCUCUUCAUUUUUCGCAUGUCUCUUUCCGCUGGCUGCUACGGGGCAUGCUAUACGUGUUGUUUUAUGUGUCUAUGUGGUGGUGUAUGGCGGCGCCGGGCCCAGCAGUUGCACACCGGGGAUGGGGUUUUUUAAGGGGAAACGUGCGCUGUAACGGCUGUUUUAAGCUAACCGGGAUGCCCUCGGUUAGCCGAACCGGAGAGGAGAGUCGGGCAGCCGUCUCUCCGCCUGUCUCGUCAUGUUUCACCGCUGUUGUUUCCUCUCAGCUCCAAACACCAAUUCUCCUUUUUUCCCAUUGAGAAGGAAUGCUCUUGAAAAAACCUCCACCAUGAAGCUAACCUCCUCCUCCUCCUGCUGCCGUCCAAAGUUCACUCUGUGUGUAUGAGAGAGUGUGUUCGUGUGGAGGGUCUACAUGAGGUUUGAAUUAAAUCAAGACACACAAAAGUUGCUGCAUUUUUUCCUCUCUCUUCAGGGUGGAUGUCGCCCCUCGUCAGGCUGCAGCAGCAGCAGCAGCAGCAGCCCUGUGUGACAUUGUAGGGGAGAAAGCAUGCAGAGCAGCCAACAAGUCUGUGCAGUUAUUGUGGAAAUAGAUGCAAACAGAAGAUAGCUAUCAGAUCUCCUCUGUCUGUGUCACUUUGGCAGAAUAAGGCUGUUCAAUUCAGGGGCUUACUCAACUUUUCUCUGCAGCUCAGGAAGCAUGCUUUGGGUGAUUCUCAGGUCAAAAGAUGUUGGUGUCUGUAGGUAUUUCUUUAAACAGGUUUGAUUGUGGUCGCUGAGUGAUUUCUUUCUUCCCUGCUGUCUAAAUCUAACCAGAGUCUAGACCACAUCUGCAGAGCUAGACUGCAAAACCUCACUUCUGUCUGUCUGUAGUUGGGUCUGGGUCCUUUUUUCGCUUUCACAUAUGAAGGGGGAAAGUUCAUGUGAAUUUUAAAACAUGGUUUGGCCUCAUUGAAGAAACUUUUGCUCGUCUGAUAUGAAACCUUAUGCGUGGGAACACUGGAAAGUUGACUUUUCAUUGUAAGUGGAGCUUUUUGUGUGUGUGAAUAUUUGCUUAUGCACAAAACAAGGCAGCUUAAUUGUUUUUUUUUAACACCCUGAAUUCAUAAAGAAGGAGAGGCGUUUUGUAUACUCAUGUUCAGAUGUUGCUCUGGGAUGGUGAGGCUCUUAAUGUUGGGCUUUAAAGGUGCAAUCUGUAAAAUAUUGCUGGAGAUCUGACUGGAUAGAAAUCAAACUCAACAAUCAAAAGCGUUAGUAUAUUACAAUGAGCCUUUUUAAUGUACUUAGGAGUGAGUCUGGUAUCCUGCACUGACAUGCUUACUACUGUAGCUAAUACUGUAGCUAGUAAGAUGUGCAUUUUUGUAUUUUGUAUAAUGAGUGUUCGAUUGAUGUUUUUGAUGGUAAAAACCUCACCUGUGGAGGAUCAUUGCAGAAGUGAGUAAGGAGGCAUCUUAGACUAGAAUCUUCCGGCUGGAUAUCGUUAAAAAUCCCCAUUUCUACACACAGUACCUUUAAAUUUACACCUUUGACCUUUGUGUAUGUGACAGUCUGCUGUGAAACACACUUCAACAUGAAGACAGAAAUUAGUCAAGCCCGUUCUUAAGGUCAAAUUUUGUGCUGCUCUCAGUCUGUGUGCAGGUUUUAUAGGUUUGAGGGUGUAAAAUCUGAAUCCCCCUGAAUGCAGUGUUAAUUUUAGCAGUGAAGUCGACUCCUAACUCUGCAAAAGUAGCUGCUUUACUCCAGAUUUUGACCGUAGAAGCUUAUGGUGGUACCUUUCUCCUGUAGGAUAGGCUCCUUGAAAUCGAAGUACCUCAAAACAAAGUUAUUCCUCUGAAUAAUUUGGCUUAUAGACCUAGAAGUUGGAGUUUAGCAGUGUUUUAUGCUUAUUUAUCUACAGGCAUUUGCAGCCGUGCAAAAAGUCAGAGCGUCAUGAGAUUCAAGCACGCUGACACAAGAACAAAAAGUGUGGUCAAUGACACACAGAUAUAUGAAAUCUUUGGUCUGCAGGUAUCACAAAUCAGUGCCCCCUCGAUAAACUACAGACCUGUGCUAUACUGAGCUCACUGCAGCGAAACAAAAGAGCGUUAAUCAUCCUGGUUCUGAGUUCAAGCGAGGGCACUCUCUGUGUACUAUUGACACUGCAGCUCCCCGGGCUUCAUCAUCGUGUGCUUCUGACAUUAGUGGGAGUAAACCGACAACGUUUGAACCUCCACAACCUGACUAACAGGGCGCCUGUUGUCGGCACUUGACUCACAUGUUGUCUGCUAAUUGAUCAUUUUGUGACUAUGAAUGUGCGCUCACCAUGCGUGUGUUUUCUCUGCCGCCGUGAGAUUCGAUACGCUCAAACACGCCGCUGCUACUAAAACUGCACCCUCAGCGCGUGCGUGUGUUUAAAUGCCGAGAUGCUCUGAUGUUUAUAUCAUCAGAGGGGACGGAGAUCUGACGUUGGCAAGUCCAGAUUUUCUCCAAGGAGGCUUUUUGCUUUUCUUUUAACUUAAUGUCUUUGGGUUGCUUUGCAGAAAAGUGGCCCCAGCUUGAGACCAGAAUCAAACCAAAAAGCUGCACAUGCUCUGCACGCUGCUCCUUUUCUUACCUCAUGCUGCUGGACUCCUUUUUUUAAAGCUCACUGAAACACCUCCCUGACCUGACUCAUGGCUCACAGCUCACAGGCAGUUUAAUGUUACUUGGCCUGUGCUCAGAGAUACCAUACGAAGCCCACACAUACUCGCCAAGCGUCAACUUUCAUGUUAGUUUUCUGCUGACUCUGCAGGAGUACUCUAAAUUAAUCACAGCUUUUCUGCACAGCUGACCCCUGACCUGGAAUUGAAUUACGUUUUAUGGUUUAUAUUCCAUGCUGCAUGAAGAUUUCUAUUGCAUAAUGGCUGCGCAGGGCAUUUAUUUUGACCCAUUACCACCAAACAUGCAUCCUUAACAAUGUUAACAGUCCCACUGGGCAAUCAGAUAAAACUGUCAGGCCAGGCGAGCAGGAUAUGACCUCUUUUGGACUUGAUAAUGGAGGAGGGAAAAAAACCUCAAAAGUGGCUGAAGCUCCAGAAGAUGCAUUUGUUUUUCUCAGACAGGAAAUUAUCUCAGGCAGCUUCCUAAAUGAGCCAGUGAGCAACCGUGGAGGAUCCCCUCGCCUACAAAUCAAGCUGCAGUUUGGAGAAGCUGCUCAAAUCCUCAGCAUGGCGCUCACUUUCUCCCCCUUAACACGUUCGGUUUCUUUCAGCCUCCGAUAAGAGCUGAGAAAUUGAACUCUGCGAGAAAAUAAAUGAGAUCAGUCCGACUUCAGCCCAGAAAGUUCCUUACAGAUUCAGAUAAAAAACGUUGGUUACCUACCGUGACCAAGAAAUCAUUUUAUUGCAUGAGAAACUGAACAAACUGUGUGUUAUAGUAGUUAAGUAUGUCUCUGUUAAAAUCUCUUAUUCUUAAAUUAGCUGUAAAAAACACCUUAUUGUUCUUACACCAACACACGGAAAACUCUAAUUUCAGCCUGCGUCUAAAACGAAAGUUGCUUUUCGAGUGAUUGAAAGUCAGACACAGUUUGUGGGUGUUACUUUUUACACAUUUUUGUAGUCAUGACACUUGUUCUUUUGCAGACAAGCCGAUAAAAGCUCCUAAUUCAAACUUAACGUACUGCACAGGAGUUACGAGUGAAGCAGAAACAGCAGCAGAAUAAUGUCAGGCAAACUCAAGAUUUCCACAUGAAUCCUACCCUGACGUGCAAAUUUGAUCCGUUGAUACGACACGAAGGGGACUCUGACUCGAGGGAAGUGGUGUUGUGCUGCAGUUGCAUAACUAAGACUGCCACCGGCGGUGAAUAUCGGUUAACAAAUAAACAGAGACGUGUAGGUGAUGUUCUAAUGCACGCUGUAUUUUUAGGAAUGACCUUUUAGAGCCGCUGAGAAUGAAAGUCCAAGUCAAGUGAACAUAACUGGAACUGGACCCUACACUUUCAUCGCAAAAAAAGUCGGUAUUGGCGAGCUAAUGCAAAAUCUUCUGCCUGUUUUCCUCUUAAAUAAAUAAUAACUUUAUUAAAAGGUUGCACAGCUUGGAAAUGAAAAGCCAGGGAGUACUGAAGGCAAAGCAAGGAGUAAAUCCAAACAAGGAAAUAAACACCGAAUACAAAGGAGCUUGAUUGGCCGUUGAGGCUGAUUGUAGGUGACAGGGUACUGGUUAGCUUGUGCAGCUAGUUCUCCAGAUACAGUUGAUAAUAAAUCUGCACCAACAACGCCUUCACACACAGCGGCCUUUUAUGAAGCGAGGCCUCGAGGUGCUCAACUUUUAGUUAUAAAAUCAUCGCUUUGGAACAGAGGGUGCAGACUGCUUUGUAAAAUAUUUGGUAGAGCUGGGGAAGAAAGCUGUAUUUGAGAUAUGAUCAGCUGGCAUAAAAGGAGUAUUAGAUUGAAGGAAAGGAAAAUCUACAUUAAGUCACUCUUCCUCUCCAGCUUGUUUGUUGUUCAGUUCAGAGAAUGUCUGAUAAUCAGGAGCAGCUCUGUGGACUUUUUUUCAUGGUGAUGAGGUUUCCUCCCAUUUGGCAGACAGAUUGGAGGUCAGUGCUGCUGAGUGAUUUUCUAGUUACACACCAAAAGUGCAGAACUGGGUUGAGACCGUUGGGAUAAUUGGGUCUAGCUGUAAAAAUAUAAUUUGGGGUUCAGCUGAGACGCUCUGGACUGAACUCACUCUGUGUGUCAGUGACCUUAAACUUUGCUGAAAACACAAAGAGUUAAAUAAAGAGCGCAGAGAUUCACAUCUCUACGGCGUGUAUAUGCAUUUUCCUUUCUUGUCCUCUUCGGGGCCAGAGGGAAGGACAGCAGGAUACUUAAAUGUUGAGUUAGUGUUAUUGUUUUAACUAGUCUCCCUGUUAUGUAUCCCGGGACCCUAAAUGAACUUCAGUGAUUAAAAAAGUCAGUUGCCUUGAGGCGAAUCUCCUUGCAGAAGAGUUUGGGAUUAAUACACAAUGAUUAUUCAUUUAUAUAAAACAAGAGAAAACUCCUUGUGACAAGCAAUUAAUUUGUCAAGAUGGACAAGAGGAACCCUCCAAAUCUGAAAAAAAAAAAAAAACCUUAACAAGAACUGUAAAAGAUUGUAGGGCUCCAUGCAGUAGUGAUGCCAGUUUUAAGCAGACACAGAUAACACUGAUCUCACCACAGAGUGUGUUUGAAUCCAGAAAAUUACCUUUUACAUAGGCUGUACUUAGGCUACGUUCACACUGCAGGUUAUGAUGCACAACUCAAAUUUUUUGUUAAAUCCGAUCUUUUUGUGCAAUCGUUCACAUUACAACAACGAAUGCGGCAUCUAAUGUGAACAGAAUGCGUCCGUGAAGUGACCCACAUGUGCACAUAGCAGGACGUAACGCCUCAAACACCGCCCGGUCACGGUAUGAGCCCGUUAUUUCGGUUUGAACUGAUCGGUCUUUCCAUAUAUUUAUCAACUCUAACGUUUCUUCUUUUCGCCACUGGCUGUUCUCCGUUCCCUCGUCCGCCAUUGCGUCUGUUUGUGUUGUCGAACAAUGUUGAUGUUUGUCACAUAUUGAUGACGUAUAGGUUGGAUGAACACGCCUGAGCGUCCACACUGCAGUCACAUCGGAUACAUAUCUGAUUUAUAUCCACAUAUAAAAAAAGCCUGAAUCAGAUUUGAAAAAAAUCAGAAUUGCACUGUUCACACUUAUAUCAAAAAAUCAGAUCUGUGUCACAUAUGGUUAAAAAAUCGGAAUUGACCUGCAGUGUGAACAUGGCCUUAGUUAACUUUAGUGGAGCAAUACCUAACAAACACAUGCAUGUACAGGACAUCUGUGUGUCCCGCUAACAUCUACAGUAGGGCUGGGCGAUAAAUUAUCAUCCAGGAUUUAUUUUCAGAAAAUUCCUCCACAAUAAAUAUUUGCCAUCUCAUGAUAAAGACGAUAAAUGCAAGUUGAUGACGUAAGUGCGAGCAACAGACUCACAGCCGUAGCCCCCACAGAUCAGAAUAACAAACAAACAAACAAACAAACAUGGCCGAAGGUGAUGAAGAAGACGUUCCUGAGCAGCUUGUUACUGAACGAGGCUCUGCAUGAGGGAUUUUCUUCAAGAUUGGGGCUUAGAUGAGUUCAUUCGGGAGUUUUCAGUAAAUGUUGGAAGUGUUUUCACAUUUCAGACUUGUUUGAAGUGAUUAGUUUUCUCCAUCACCUAUCACUCAAACUUGUGGUUAAGUAUGUUUUUUGACUACUCUGACUGGUGUUCUCAAGUCAAAAUGAGCCAGAAACAUAGAUUGGAAUUAUAAUAUUUAAUAUCAGGACUUUUAUUGUUAUCGCCAGGAUCUUAUGAUAAUUUUUUUAGCCUAUAUCGCCCAUCCCUAUUCUGCAGACUCUGAAGCAGCUUUUUAGCCGGAAAGUUUCAAACUCGAUUUUGCUGAUUUUUUAACUUUUUCUUUUCCAAACUUUUAAAAGGGUCAGGACUGUAUUUAUUGAGCUUGAACAUAAUUAAAUUUCUCUGGUUUAAUAUUCACCAUCUUCUCUGUUGUUAAUGUGGAUGUGACUUGAGUAAAUAAAAAGAGUUCUUAGUGUUAUUUCUAAGUCAGUGAUUGCUGGCAUCCUGCCUCCCACUCCUCUGUCAGCUGAGUGAUUCAGAGGAUGUUGAGCUACUUCUCACCGACAUUAAAGAUGACCCGGAAAAGAGGCAAAUGAAUCAUAAAACUAAACAGAAAUUAGCUCCUGCUGUUGUGUUUUUUCCACUUUUCUUUUCCUCCAAACUGUGUUUUUUUGUCUUUUCUGAGGCUCCUCUUUAAAGAACUAACAGACAAUAAAACAGGUCAGCUCCUAUUUAUUGGUCUGUCAGCUGUUUGAUUAAGCGUGGUCAGGGGUCAGCGAGGCUCUGCUCAUUGCACUAACUUCCCAUGAAAGUCUGUAACAGAGCGAUGCACAAGUGACAGCACCAUUUAGCAUCUCUGUCAGUUUAAUGAACCCAGAGAGCCUCUUGUAAAUGAACGUCGGUGGGCCAAAUGAUGAAUUAAUUACUCAUCGGCUUGUACUUGAGCCCAGCUCGUACAGUAAAUGGGUAAUAACUGUCAUCUCCGGGUCGGUGUGAGACUCGCCCUGUCUGUGCCUGAAGCCACAAGCCCACAGUUUGUGGUUCAAACUGGAAAAGCCAGACAGCGCUACACUGCUGAGCAUGUUAACCAACAAACCCACGUAAUGGCUCAUUGCAUCCUCAGUGUAACAGCUCCUCUCUGCCCCACCGACAGACUGGAUCAAAACAUUUGAAUGAUUUCACUCUGAGGGAAAUAUUAGCAUGGAUUUGGUGUAAAUAUUAAUGGUUGUUGUGGUGACAGAUGGAGAGAGAAAUGUUUGAAAACAGUGACCCAGUUGAGGGUUUUCGUGGUUUGGUGCUUAGAGUAUUAGAGUCCCCCCUGUCACGUCACUUUAGAGUAAAUUUAUCCGGACUUCACUCUGAUCCGCCUGUGUUAAUAAAUCGUGGAUUCACUCACAUCCCAGUAGACCCUCAGCCCUCCUUACAGAAGUACAGGACUCAAGUUUUCACAGUUUCCUGCGCAGAAGCUCGGAACAAAGACCUGACUGCGUUCAGGUUCUACUCAGCUCACUGAUCACAAAAUGUGUCGUGUGGCGCAACAAACAAUACAAGCUAAGGAUGGGCGAUAUAGCCUCAAAUCAAUAUCAUGAUGGACGAUAACUACUCCACAAGCUGCUCACCCCCUCCCACAUAAACUUCGUCUACUUCAGCCGCUACAACUUUUGAACCGUCCUCCAUCUCCUCACCUGUCUUUCCCUCUUUGCUACAGACUGGAUUGGUAGGAGUCAUCGUCUUAAAGGGACAUUGGACCAUAGCCUAUCUACACACAUCCUAAACCAACUUAUUUAACAUUUUUUGACACUGAAUAUCUUGACAUGGGCAAAAUGAUGUCAGUUAUUGUCAUAAAUUUCAGUAUCGGUAAAUUUUCGGUUUAUCGCCCAGCCCUACCAUAAGCAAGAUAAUCAUCUUGAGACUUGGUAGCAGUAAAGGUGCAGUCAGUAUGUUUUUUUUUUAGGCUGCUGUAAAUCGGUUGUUGUUGUUGAGUUUCACAUUUUGAGUGAACACAGUCAGGCAAACCCAACACAAUCAUGAGGGUCGACUGAUAUUGUUUUAUCACAGCCGAUACAGACGAUAGCCGCCAUGCAUUGACAGAAAAAAUGAAAACUUUCUGCCAAAGUAAGAGUGUAAGAUUUUUACAACCCCAACUGAAAACUUUCCUCAAGUACAUUUAGUAAAUCUGAAACUUUCAACAUCAUUCAUAGGAGUCAGCUGUUAACCAGUGGUGUCAAAUAGUCAUAAGAUGUACAGCCAAUCAGUCAGCUGUUGGUGAGUCAUUAGGCGAGACCGAUAUGAAAGAUACACCAGCAGCAGCUGAAGUAGAGCACUUUUUAUUGGAACAACUUUUGCAAAAUUAAGGUGGAAACAGAUUUAGAUAAUCAGCCGAAUAUCACUGAAUAUCGGCCAAUAAUUGGUCUCCUUUUAUAAUUUGAUGAUUUUGAAGUUCUGGCUGAAUAUCUGUCUGUCACAUGAGCCUGAUUAUUUAGAGUGACCUCUAAUGACCUUGUCAUGGCAGAGCUCAUCCCACUUUGUAGGAGAGUGGUGUUGGUGGUCCGGGACCCUCCCCCUUCCCCCAAAUCCGCUCCUCCCCCCCUCGUGCUCUCCAGUGUCAUUAACAUGAGGGUCAGUAGGCCAGGACCUUCAGAAGAGGCCACUUUGACCCCAGGAUUGUCUCUGUAGCCUGGUUUGGUUUGGGCUCAGAGACAGGUGUAAACCAGAGCGGCAGGUAGUCAGUCAGUUUUAGAUUAUUGGUUUAAGGUUAGGUUUCUGUUUUUUUUUAAUACCAGUUUUUAAUUGAAUAAUAGUAAAGAAAGCUACAUUUGCCUAAGUUAGUUGUUUUAGGAGGACAGUCUCAGAUCUCUCAGUCUAACUUCCUAAAAGCAAAACUUUUUAGACAUAAAAACUUUUUUUUAAAACAUCUUUUUAUUCAUAUUCACUCUGGUUCGAUUCCUACAAACUGACAGCUUUCAUCACAUCUUUUGAACUGUUUUCAUCUCGGAGGGUGUACAAGUUUCUUCUCUGUGAGUUUCAAACCAAACUCCUACAUUUUGGCCUCUUUUCUUGGCGCUUUGCUCUCUCCAUUAUUAAUUUCCACCGGCUUUAUUUCGCUGCCUAAGUCCUUAUUCACCUCAUUUUUAUUCAGACUCUCAACGUGCUUGUGUCUGCCCUGCCAAACAGAACUUUUCUUCGCUGCUCCGAAAUCAGUUGAGCAACACCGCGAGAGAAAUGAGGGCCAACAUUGUCUGAGGAAACAGGAAGUUAAGGUCUUAAGGGGACGCAUUAAUAUUGCAUGUGGAGACUGUGGCCUAAAUGGUUCAAGGUUAUUGAUUGAAACGUUUGAGCCAAGUACUCAUUAUGAGCGCCUUCAGCUGGAGAACGGCAGUAAAAAAAAACACCUCCCUGACCUGCUUCUGUUUUAAACAAAGUGUCAAACGUCCCGUCACAGCGGCGGAGUUUUUAUCAGGGUGUAACUAAGACUUGAAAGCAGAGUGACGCUGAAAGACACAUGCCUCCCUGUGCAAAUAUGAAGCUUUAAAACACCGAGUGUUACCCAGGAGUUGUCAGGAUAAGUGGCAGGUAGGUGCACAUGUCAGCGCUAAGUUCACUACAGAGAUGACGUUCCUGACAGGCGGGACAAGUUAAGUGAAUUUCAGCUCUGAGGAAGUGAAGGGCGCUUGGUUAUUACAAAAUUUUAGCCUUCAACAUUAAAGUGUCAGUGUGUGAGUUUAACCAAAGCUGCCAGUGAAGCUAUCAGGGGUAAAAAUGCAAAUUCAUACUGUAGACCGAAGACUGUAGCACCUGAUGGAGAAGAAAAUACAAGUUAUUACUGUUACUACAACUUGAAACUUUUCAGAAUGACAUCCUGACCUUCCCUUAACCUCGGUGACAUUUCACCAAACUGAACCCUCAAAGCGAUGCUCUUUUUUUUCCUCCUGAUAAAAGCAGAUUUUUCGUUUUCCCCUCCCCCUGUUAAAGUCUCGUUUGGGUGCUAAUCACGCUUUCACGCUAAUCAUUUUGAGCGUGGCGGGGGAGGCGGGGGCGCGCAGGGCCUCGGGACGCUGUCACAGAGCGGGAGCAGCCUGUGAACGUCAAAGUUUUUGGCAGACGGUUUUUAAUUUGAGCGAGUGGCUGUAAGAACGAGUUACUGCCAAGACCGCCAGGAGCUUCACGUCACCACAAAUCUGUGAAAAUCUGUUUUUGCUGUCCUUUGUGUCCAGAUUUUCUCUCAAAUGUCAACACUGAAUUGUUCGGUGUUGAUUUGUCUUUGCUUUUUCAUUGUUAAUCAACAGUUAUUCAGAAGUUAUUAACACUGUAUUCAGAUAUGUUGGUAUGAUGCACACUUUAUAUGCAAAGGUGUCGCUGCUUUCAUGAGGUGUAUUUUAGCCCCAGACUGUAGUUGAGGACACGCUGCAGAGUCCUGCUUCUGCUGGUUGUAACACUUGUAUUUGGAGCUGUUUGCUGGUGAUUUACUCUCCGGAGACACAAUUAAAAACAGAGUGUAAACAGCCUCCACAUUGUUGUAUGUAUGAAAAUUUAAUGACAAAGGCUUUAGAGCUUCCUUUACUGCCGCUUCGACUGCACCACCGCCAGACAGGCAUGGAUGUGAGUAAAGGUGGGAGUCCAGAGGUGUGGGAUUGUUUAAAUCAAGCUGGCACGGACUCUUAAAUGCAGUCUGCUGCACUCUGCUUCUCUACAUUAUCGCUUUUUUUCCCUGUAGCAAAUGGAUGGUAAAAGUGUUAUAUAUGUAAUAUAGGGCUGCAAAAUUAUUGAGAUUAUUUGACUGUGAUGACGUUAAAAAAAUCAAAAUCAUCAAACCGAUUUUCCUCCAGGCCACCGUUGGCUGCCCCUUCCUGCAGGAGUGCUCCCCAGUUCCCACACACACCAGUGUAAACAAACAUGGCGUCGGCAAAAGAAGGCGAUAAUUUCGUGGCUUAAUCGGACAAGAGCGAGUCAGUCGUGUUGAAUUGGUACGGCUUCGCAGUUUCAGAUGAAGAGCAAACCACUCCCCGCUGCAAAGUCUGUCUGAAGGCGGUAUCAACCCGUCCACACGGAAACGAAUUCAGGAGUUAAACGCUAAACAGUAACGGCGUUUCAGGUGACUGUAAACGGUACUUUUUGAAAACAUGUCAGAGAGUACAUAAAUCUGUAAACGACAAUCAUUUCAUCUCCGUGUGGAUGUCUAUCUGCAUCUCUGGAAACGAUCAUGUGACACACAGUGUUACUCUUUUAUGGCACCUGUGCGUGUCCGGCCAAAACAACCUUUCUACACAUCCUCUGUACUCUUUUUCUGUCUUUUGUGCAUUUCCUGGGCAGCGUUACAGCGCCAUCAAUGGCUUGGCAUAUGCACUACAUCAUUUUCAGUUGUUUCAUUUUAAGAGACAGGAAGAUUAAAGAGCGUCCACAUUAAUCAAUGUCCGUGGUUUGCUGAAUAUUUUUAUACUGAGCGUUUUUGCUCGCCUUUUGUGUUCCAGUGCUGAUCUCAGUUUAUUUUCACCCCGCCGAGCCACGCUCCGUUUUCCCCCUGUGGCUGAGGAGUUUGCCGUCAGAGUCUGAAAAACUCUGUUUUAAGAGAUGAUUGAAAAACUUUUUAUUAUUCAAGUGAAGUUUGGUGAAGUUGUCACAGAAUAAAAAAUCGAAAUCCAAAAUCAAGUUUUCAGAGAAAAGAAUCAGGAUUUAAUUUUUGGCCAAAGUCGUGCAGCCCUAAUGUAAUGGUGAGGCAGAAAAGAGGCUGUAAGACACAGUCGGCUGAGUCCUGCUGGUGAUCUCAAGGAUGAUUAUCUGGGAUGGAGAAGAGCUGCUUUGCAUCUUGACAACAUGAAGUAAAGAUUACAACUGUUGAUGCCCAGCUCACUGCUAAGACUAGAAAUAAGAAGGAAAGAGUUCGUCUGACAGUCUUUUCUUCAGUCCUCUCCUGGCGGACGGCUGUCUGAAGGUCGACGAUGAAGCUGACUCAGCCUCAUUCAUGCUUUUAAAACUGCCUUUUUAUAGUCGCUGCUAUCUGCUGUGCAAAGAUAAAGACUCAACUCUAACAAACAAAAACCACAAUCAUUCUGAGUAUAAUGCUAUCGGCUCUGCUAAAUAUGCGUGAAGCCUCAUUUUCUGGCACUUUACAGAGCCGUGUUAUCCUCUUGUGUUUUUGGAAAACGGUGACAGCUUUAUUCGGUUAUUUGACGGCUGACGGAGAUGUUUUUAGUCCCCCAGAUGAUAAAGGAUUAGUGUGAAAACAAUAAUGUCAGUCUUUACAGCUGCUUUGCUUGUUAUCCUGUUGUUUCAGCUCGCUGUGGGAGCAACAGUCAGCUACGCUCAUUACUCUUUAAUUCAAUGACUUAAUUAACAUUGACUUUUUAUUGGGAUCAUCGCUUUCUGGCGGAUUGUAAUUUUGCAAAAUCGGUCCCUUACUGGUAAUAAAAACAAGUUCUUUUCAUAAAGUUGAAGACAGUUUAGAUUUUCUCUUCAUGCAGGAAGAAAUCUGCAACAAACAGCAGCAACAAACAAAGAAGUGAAGCUCGUAGGUUUGAUGCUUUUAAAGACACAGAGCUGGAGGAAGUUUCUUUAUUCUUUUACCUAAAGAGCGAAAAAAAAACAAGUUUGAGAGGCUGAUGCUUGAGAUGUUAAAGCUGAAAAAAAUCAGAGUUUCAAAUCGAAUGAAGAGAUAAAGUUUAAUUACUCGGCGUGAUAGAAUAAAAAGAGUAAAAGUGGACAGUUUGACAAUUUGAAGCACCAAAUACAUCUCUAACUUGGAUUCAUAUGUUGGUUUCCUUCUGGGAUAAGAGGUAACAGGAGUCUGAGCUGACCCGGACUUUCACCUUACCAAAAGCGUUUCCAGCUUGGGACAUGUCGUCCUUCCAGGUCUGCCCCAUGACCUCCUCUAUUGUAGUCCUUUUGAUAUCAAGAAGAAAGUUGAUCCUCCAGGCACUCUCCUAAAGGUCUGAGCUCUUGUCUUUGGCUUUAAGGCUGACCCCAGACUCCCUGUCUAGGAAGCUCAUUUAGACCCCUUCUAUUCACUACCUGUAGCAUGUGGCUGUGAGUGAAGGCUGGAAUGUGGAGCGACAGGUAAAGGGAAAGCUUAUAAUUUAACAAAAGUAUAUCAAUUCACUGUGAAAGGUCUUGUCUGGGUUAGAGUCUGGUUAUAAUUUAUGAUGAAAAUGAUGGUAAACCGCAGGACUACGAUUGAAGAUACCAGACUUGCAGAGUUUUUCAGACUGACGGCAAACCCGACUUGGACUUCACAGCUUUUACUUUUGUCCCUGAAGGCCACUGUUGCUUCACCAAUAGGAGUGAGCAAGAGAGCGUUUCAGUCUAAAAUAUAACAGUAAUGUAGGGCGGUUACCCCCACAUCUUUCCUGUCUCUCUUCAGCUGUUCUAUCUUAUAAAGGAAAACACCCCAAAUUAAUUUAGGUUAAAGCUGUAAAGGACAAAGAAAACUAUGAUCAUAAUCAGGGCAGUAAAGUUCUAGUCGACUGGUCGACUUAUUGGUCGAUACGUGCUGAGUCGACCACAAUUCUGAUUGGUCGACUCGAUUUUUUUCCGCAUCAAUUUACAGUCAAUGGUUAAUUUCAUCAGGAGGAACGUACCAAGUGCUAAUGGGGGUGUUUUCAGAGCACCCCCAUUUCACAGGUAACAGCCUGUCUCAGAACACCCCCUCGUACCAGGAUUCGCCGAACCCACUGAAGACAGGAAGAUUAAAGAGCGCCCGGUGGUUUGCUGAAUAUGAUAUUUGUUUAAUUGCCUUCUUGUGCCGAUAUCAGUAUAUUUUCACCCCGCCAAGCUGCGCUGCACCGAGCUGUGUUGCCGUAGAAGGGUUUACCUUUAGAGUUGGGCCCCUACCUACUGAAUGAGUCGAUUUUUGGUCAAAAAUUUUAGGGUUUAGUCGACCAAGAAUUUCUUUGGUUGAUUACAGCCCUACCUUUGUAUGUUAUUGCUAAAUGUCUAUAUGCUGUACCUUGAGAUGGCGGAUGCAGAGAUCUCCAGCUGUUGGUAAUAUAAUAGUUUUAUGCCGUCUACUAAUCUAAAUGAGGCCGUUAUGAGAUGAUGUACAACACCACCUGAUGUGGCUCUUCAGCAGAUGGCUAUAAAGAGAAGAACAGAGGGCAGAGGAUGUCUGAACGGGUUUCCUCCUCCUCCUCCUCCUCUUCCUCCUCCUCGUCUUCUUCUUUGAGGCUGAUUUCUUUUGUCUUCCCGCCGCUGUGUCCUGAUCCUCGAGGUGUUAACGCUGUUUUCUCUCUGAUAUCCUCCUCUUCUGUGAAUUCUGCUCUUGUUACUGUCUGUCUGCACAACAAGACCGCCCCACGCUCCAUAACAGCAUCUCUGUAAUAAUUCAGUAGAGCUGCAUGGCGAGCCCAUUUGGCGAUGCUAAUAGCAUACGCUGCAUAAUAGAAACAUUUAUCCAAAGCUGCUUACAGAGUCAGGAGUGCAUCAUUUCUGUGCUUGUGGCUCUGCUGGGAUUUCCUAACCUUUUGAGCACAAUGAUAGUCACAGAGAGGAGCCGUUAACCCGGAUAAUUAUCCCUCUGUUUACUUCUGUUAACCAGCGUUUUAAACACAGAUUUCCUCCUCUAAAAUGAGACGUUUUAACCCAGCGAUACUAGAUCUUCUCUUUGGCUUUUUUUAAUCUCUGCCUGUAUUGAAUUUAUCCCGCUGGUUAGCAAACAGCAGCUCCACAUUCUGUCUCAUCAGAGAGCGCCGAGUCUGCGGUCAAUAACAGAAUCAUUCACAGUUACUCAAGCAGAGCAGCCAAACACAAACGUCAUUAGCGUGUCCUCGGAUGCCUGUCUGUUUCUGAUAUGAAAUCAGAACAAACCUCGGUAUCUCAGCGUUCAGAGCAAUCUCAGAGACAAAGUGGGAAAAAAACGGACUUGAUGAGGUAAAUGGGAGUUAUCAAACCUGCUUUGAUAACUCCUGACCUGUGCGGUAAUCUGAGCUCACAUUAAGUGUUUUACUCUGUUAAAAUAAUGAAUGUUUAAUGAUUUUUCUGACUUCUAAACUGCAAAAGUUAAGUGAUGACAGAAGCUGAGUAGUAGAAGUUAGGAGGAAGAAACUCUCACAACUCUCUGAAGCCCCAAAGUCUCGGUCUUAGUUUGAAGUGCACGAAAGCGGGUCCUGUAAAUUACCUUGUAUUCAGCGGUUUGUGUUUGAUGUUCCUAAAAUGACAUUUCCCUGACUUGAAGUUGGUCUUUGAAAGUCUCAGAAACAUGUCAUGUCUUCCAGUGAAGAUCCCACAGCAACAGCAGAUCUGCUUGAGGAAUCUCCACCCAAGAUUUUGCUCAACAAAAAGAAGUACACCGUGCCUCGGUACGAUCUGUCCCUGAAUAAUUUCACACCAUAAGAGCUAUUCUCAUUCCUGCGUGCUGUGCGGUCUAACAAAUUCAGCCUGACUUUUGAAGAGUUUGAGGGAAAAUGUGCUAUCUGAACCAUUUUGCACUUUUCGUCAGGAGGAGAGAGGCGACGGUAAGCUUGUUUAAGGAUGAAAGCCAGGGGGAGGAUGAACACAGUGAAAGUGGAGGGGGGUGCAUCACUCUCACCUCCGUCCAUCCCCUCUCUCUAAACCCAGCUCAGUCUCAGCACAGGACUGCUUUUCAAAGCUCUACACUCACCUGGUUGAAGAUGGGAUGGGAGUGAGUCUGGGAUUCAGUCUUUACAUUGGGUCUUUGUAAACAGAGUUCAGGCUAAACCGGCUUUUUGUGAGCUGUGUAAAUAAAGUUUGACUGAUCUUAAAAAGCCCUGAAGACAGAGUUCAGGGCUUGACACCAACUUUUUUCACGAGGAGUACAUGUGCUCCUGAGUUGAAAAAGUAAGGAGCACACAAAGAACUUUAGGGGCACAAUGAAAAUUAAUCAAACAAUGUGUGUCUUACUGGUCUUUGACAUGGAAAUACUGAAAAUGUUUCAAAUUUGCCUUUAAAUUUAACACAAAAAUUUUUAGAGGACAACUCAUUGAAAUAAAGAGGUGUGUCUUAUUGGUCGACAUAAGUACAAUUGUUUUAAAUCUAUUUUAGGUCAAUUGGUCACAUGACAUGGAAGGAAAACAGCCUUUUUUUGAGAACACCAACCGGUAAUUUAUUGAUGGUCCCUCAUUCAUCCCCCAACGUUGACAGUGAGGGUGUCGAGUAGAUUUAACCGCGCUGCUGUUUCUAUUCCACUCAUGGAGAGGGAGAAGACACCGGUAGAUCGGAAGUGAAUGUCCGUUGAAUAUCCAACCUGAAACUAACUUCACUGCAGUAUUUACAUGAAAAAACAUUUGUUGCUUCGGCUGAUUUUUUUAUGUGCACAUGUGCACACAUCUAUUUUUAGUCGCAAAUGCAAGUGAAACAGUCGCACUGUCAGCCCUGGAGUUAAUUUUUGUUUAUUUUAUACUCUGGGAACAACUGGAAUCGAGAGUAGGGGUGUCCCGGUACAACUUUUUGACUUCCGAUAAGAUACCGAUAUUGUAGCCUUCAGUAUUGGCCGAUACCAAUAUUGAUCUGAUAUUGGCACAGAAUUGUGCACGACAAGUUUUGCACUCGGCUGCAACGACUUUUCAGACUUACAUGAAAAAUACUGCCACAAGGUCGACAUCACUCCAACUCCUUGAUACUUUGUUAGUACCUUAGUACACACUGAUGUUGUGAUCAUGUGGGCUCUACAUGCUGGAUCUGGCUGCUGCUAGAUAGAGAUGCUGGAGUGGAGUCUGGAAUAGACUGCUUGUAUCAGAGUGCUGAUAUUGGAGAUUUAGAUGCAGGCCGAUAUAAUUCGAUUAUUAUUCUAGACCCUACAGAGGAAUCAUGUUCAUUGAGCCAAACUCACUAAACUUGUGUUUGAACCCCAAGGGAGAAAAAAAGGUGAUAGGUAACUAACUUUUUAUUUCUUUUUACCCUGAGUGUGGUGCCAAUGACACAUGUAACAGAGCUACCUUGUGACCUCUUGUAGUUUUUUGGACCCAAUGUCGUCACGCUUUUGUUUCCUCGAUACAGAAAAACAAACUUCUCCACUUUCCUCAUCGGCAGGUGAAUAAAAGUAGAAAUGAUGGGCGCAGAGUUUUAACCACAUUGAUUUUUGCUGCCAUAAAUUUUCCUCGAAUCGAUUGAAAGUAAAAGAGCGGGGUAGACUUACUUAAAAAAGAACUAGUCUUUUUCUGCUGGUUCAGUUUUCUAUCCUGAGAGCGUGAUCAGAUAUGUGAUCUGCUUCCUCCGGGAGAGACUGGCUGACUCUGAGAGAGUACUCCGUGUACCAUCUCUUCCUCCUCACUGCUCACACUGAUACACUCUGUUCUGUAUCACAGGAGAUUAUCACACGACCAAGUGUUGUAUAAAAUCUUGAGCCGCCGCUGCCGCGUUAUCCUCGCUCUAAACUUAUAGACUGUUUCAGACUAUGUGAGCGGCAGGAGUUUCAGUUUUCGUCUCUCCUCUCCUUCGUCUGUUUGUGUCUGACCUGCGAGGCGUAUUACACAUUAGCUUCACUAACUUCACUCCUGGCCUUCACAACCUAAACUCAAAGCUCAAUUAUUCAAGUGUUGCUGCUUCUUGGCAGCAGCACGUUCGGCCUCCUGGCUCUCUGCAGUCUGCUUCUCUUUGGAAUCACGUCUAUUGUCUGCCUGAUUUCCCCAGGCAGCGGAUCCUGGCGGCAGGAUUGAGGGCCAUCAAACAGAAUUAAGAGGAGACAAUAACUGUGUGUGUGACGGCGGGCGCGGGUGUGUGCUCGUGCGUGUUUGAAUACUCUCAGAUGGGCAAGAGCGUGUGGAAGUUUUUGUGUACUUUGUGUGGACUCUCGGUGUGUGUGUGUGUGUGUGUGUUUUGAAGUGAAGCCAAAGCCUCCACAACAAGCAGAGGCCUCUCCUCCUGCCUCCGUCCACUGAUGCAGGCCUUCAGUGUCCGUCGCUCCAGCUGGCAGCCAAUUUAUCCUGAGGCCAAACACUCCAAUGCCCACAGGCAGGCCAACAGGGGCUCUUUGUGAUACCAGAGUGUGUGUGUGUGUUUGUGUGUGUGUGUGUGUGUGCGUUUCCCUGGGACAGUUGUUGAGCCCAUGAUUGACUGCAAAUGUUGUUAAUCUGCAGACCGAGCUGCAUCCAGAGGCCAUCUAUCAGCGUGUUUGCAUUGGUUAAAGCAGGAAUUGCAUUAGAGACUCAGAGGUAAUGAUUGCUCUGAGGCUGUGAGGCAGAUAGAAAGACUGUCUCCAUGUCACAAACCUAAACUUUAGACCGUGAUAUCACUAACUCAAUAUGGGAGCAACAGAAAGAAGCAGACGCACAAGAACUGAGGGAAGGAAAUUGAUAAAGUGACGUGGUUUGGUCUCACAAAGUUAAAAAGUACUCCUUGUUCUCGGCUCAGUAAAUCCAAUUUAGCAGAGACAAGUGAUCCAUGUCAUUUUUUUUAUGGUAGUCCGCUAAAUGAAGAUUUUACUGGCAGUAACUUUUGAAAACCACAUCUUAAAAUUGUGUCUACAAAACAGGACUACGCUGGACAAAGAGGCGGUGUUACAUAAGUGAAAAAAAGGCCUUUUAAUGGUCUAUCACUUUGGUGUAUCCACACAGAAAUCACUGGUCUUCAGCUUCACUCGCCCUCCUAAAAAAAACAAAAAAUGAAAAGGAAGAAAACACUUUCACAACAGACUUGGCUGCAUUUCCUCUCAGUCUUUCCUGUCUGAUUCAUAUUUGGCUUUUGCUGCGCUCUCUGGACUUUAAACAGAAACUUUCUUCUGCUCUCGAGCUCAAUAAUUCAGGGUUUGUGAUCGCCGACACGUUUUGUAAGUUAGAGCGCGGCGUCGUGUGGAGCUGCAGGGUUUCUCACAAAUAGACUUAAUUGAGGGGCCAUCCAGGUACAAAAACAGCCAUCCGAGUGAAUUUCCGAACUUAUUACACUGUUUUAUGUUUUUCUAUCACUCCAAGGAAACUAUUUGUGAUUGAUUAACCUGUGGGCACUCUCUGCUUUUCCAUAAAAGUCCACCUGCCUUAGCUGAGCUGCUAUGUAUUGUCAUGAAUGCUAUUAGUUUUUGAAGGUUUUUAUGUUCCAUUUAAUGUGGAGGUCAAAGGUCAUCACAUAACAUUACAUUGUACGUUAUCACUAAGUACUGUUUGGUUUUGGUAUUGUAUUAGGGCUGUACGAUUAAUCGAUUUUAAGUAAUCGGAUUAUUUGAUAAUGGUGUUUUAAAAAAAAUCGUCAAAUCGAUUUUCUUCUCUAUCAUGUCUCGUGCCUCCAGGUCACUGUAGGCUCCCCCUUCCUGCGAGACGCUACCCUGUUCCCACUCACACCAGUGUAAACAAACAUGGCGUUGGCAAAAGAAGGCGAUAAUUUUGUGGCUAAAUAGGACAAGAGCGAGUCAGUCGUGUAGAAUUGGUACGACUUCGCAGUUUCAGAUAAAGAGCAAACCACUCCCUGCUGCAAAGUCUGUCUGACGGCGGUAUCAAACAAAUGCAGGAAUGACUCCAGAAGUUUUUCGUGGUAUCGGCAUUUUAUCCACACAGAAACAGCGUUUCAGGUGACUGUAAACUUGAACUUUUUGAAAACGGGUCAGAGAGUGUAUAGAGCCGUAAACGACGACCAUUUCAUCUCCGUGUGGAUGUCUAUCUGCAUCUCUGGAAACGAUCAUGUGACACACAUUGUAACUCUUAUAUGGCGCCUGCACAAACACGCAUGCUUUUGUGCAUCCCCUGGGCAGCAUCACAGCGCCACUUACUGGCUUGGCAUAUUCACUACAUUGUUUUUAGUGGUUUCGUUUUGAGAGAUGAUAGAAAAACUUUGUCUUUGAAAGUGAAGUUUGGUGAAGUUGGCCAAAGUUGUGCAGCUCCACAUUGUCUUGAAUCAUAUCAUGUUGCUCAGUGUAGUAUUGCAUUGUACUAUUACCAUUAUUUCUGUAUGCAAGUCUUUCAAAUAUCAUCUCCAGGUUAUUUUCAUCUGCAGGUCAUGAAAGUCUGGUAUCUUCAAUCAGACACAAACACUACACACUUUUGCGUUUAAGGUUGUUUUUGGACGGCUUUACAUGUUUCACCCUGGGUUGUAAAAUAGUUCGAAGUAACUCCUCCUUCACUCCUGAGAUUAGAGCUGCCAGAUUCUGAUUUACUAAGACCACCAAGAAUGAAACCUCAAAACUGUUUCAUAUUUAGGGCAUUUAGCUGAUCCUCUUAUCCAGAGUGACCGUGGACACAAUUUUCCUUUCACAAAGUCCGAAAGAAAAGGAGGGGGUUAUUUCAGCUCAAGUCCAGGUGAUUUGACCUAAAAAGGAUAGAAAAUUAACAGUAGAAUCCAGUUCGAGGAUAACUUUUGACUUUGUGUUUUUUAGUAUUCAAAAGCAGUUAAAGGACACUUUCCCUUCUCCAUUAAAACCCAUGUAUCUAACAGAUUUCUGAAGUUGAAGUUCCUGUUUUUCUGUUUCUCAACUCUCUAAAUUCUCAUUAUCACAGGUGGUUUUUUUGUAGAACUGACUCUUCAGGAAACAAGGCAGCUUUGUUGUAAUAUUUGUGGGGUUUUUUUUCUAGUUGCUGGUUGUAGGACUUGAUUGAUAAAACCAGAGCGACUGGUUUCUGAACGUGUCGGUGGAGUGAAUGGAGAGAGUGUGUGUGUGGGUUUGUGAGCAGCAGUUGUAGCAUGACAGGUUUCAGUGGGAGGGUGAUGCAUGAAGCUGAACCCACAGUGUUGUAAUAUAUCACUACAACCUACAGCAUGGUAAAAAAAAAGAAAGAAAGAAGUUGUGGUUUCUUUACUUUUAUCUGCCCUUGUAGCUAAACUUCAGGAUUUAGGGGUGAAGUGACAGACAUGACGCCUUUAUUUUAGUGUUAAACUGAGUUGUGUGUCCCACUAACAUCAUGAUUGAACCUAAACUGGUUCGUCCACAUAGACUUAAGUGACCAUUAGUCAACAGCUAAAACCAUAGAUGAGUUUCUUGAAGUAAGCUGUCACCAGGUCUUUUUAUCUUGAGCGUCUCACCCAUGAGCGUAAGGAGAAGUUUUUAGUCUGUAUGAAACAGAUUCAAACUCUUGUUUAUGUCUUUUUAUUAGAGCUGCACCUAACGACUAUUUUAUAUAGAUUAAACAAACGGUUAUUUUUCCGAUUUGUCAACUUAUCUAUUGACUAAUUUAUCAAUUAUUUAGGACUUUUUUAGGACAAUUAUUUAGUUUUUUUUUUAUCACAUAUUAGCACUUUUUAAAAUCCCAUUUUAGUCAUUUUUUAAUUACAUUUUUGUCAUUUUUGUCACAUUCUAUAAUUUUUCAAUCACAUUUUAGUCCUUUGUAAAAUCACAUUUUAGUACUUUUUAUCAUAUUUUAGUACUUCUUGAUUUUUUUUUAUUUUAGUCCUUUUUUUCAAGUUUCAUCUUUGCUCUCUGAGGUGGGGAGAUCCUCUGGACAACAUUUUCCUGGUGAUUAGUUGACUUAGUUAUUUGGUAAUUUUUAAUGUCUUAAACAAGUGAGAUAGGGUAGAUGUUUGUUCUAUUUCUACUGAAGCAUGCAGGGGACAUGAUGAAUGCUUUGUCCAUAGGGGGCGCUAAAAUUGGUUAAAGUUCCUCACAGGAGCUUUAAGUUUCUUGGUUUGUACCGUAAAUGCUUGCGUUUCCUUUUUAACGUAUGAAAAACACAUUUGUUUGUUUUAAAAGACAUAACCAUUACAUUCACCGACUCCUUUAUGUUGGGAUAGAUGUUUAAAAAUAGGUCCAGUAGAGGGCACUCCACACUCCGUCUAAUUCCUGCCAAGCUCUCCUGUUAUCAUCUCCUGCCCCGGAGUUAACUUCAUAUAUAACAUAUGUUUAUAGUUUCUAAAUAACUCACUCGAUCAGUCUUUUAAGAUCUCUACUGUUUCCUGAAGUCGUUGUUUUCAGUUUCCACACAGGUUUUAAUUCAGUCCUGUUUUCCGUCUUAAAUGACUCUCACAGAUUUCAGACUCUGUGAAAUCUCUGUGUGUUUGGCUGAACACCUGCUCUACUGUACUUUUUGGCGCCUGUGAUAAAUGUGUCUGUACCGCUGCCACAAACAUGAUUAUCCAACAUUGUGCUUAAACUCAUUUGCUGUUGAGAACAAAAAGCAGCCGUGGUGGGACGGAGCUUAAAAAGCAGUAAUGAGGGUUUGUUUUACGUUUUCCUUCAGGAGGCAGCCUGCGGCAAAUCGCAAAACUCCCUUUUAACUUUAUUAUGAGCCAAUAAUGUUUACAGACUUUAAUGAGCAGAGUAGAUUAGAGUGGAGGAGACGCAUACAUGAGCCCAGCAGCCACAAUAUGCAGGUAUACUUGUUACUCUGAGCUUGGAUUUGUAGAGCAUUAUAGUGAAGUUAUUAAGGUUAAAACAGACUUUUUUUCACCACCUUCCUAACACUUUCCUAGAGCAUACUUUUUAUGUCUGUUUUUGCUUUGUUAUUAGCCAAAUAGUCACCUGAAUGAACCUAUAAAUGAGUAGAUUUGUGAUCAUAUAUUGGGGUUUAAAACUCUGACAGAUAAAGUUACAGCAGAUCAGUUUGCACAGGUAAUUGAACAUCACGUCUUCCUCAAACCUCAUCAGAUCACCAUCCAAGUGUGAAGUCAAAGAGUUAAGUGAUUUAUAAAUUAUUCUAUCGUUAUCUUUAAUACUCUGCUUUUAUGGCGUACUGGUAUUUGCCUGUUGGCAGAGACAGCAGCAGUUCCAGUAUGACGGUGAAAACAGGCUCCAGAGUGUCGCAGAUGCAGGCUGUCCAUAUUAUGUCUGCUCCCCAGCUUUGAUAGAAGCGGUAUCCUCAAAUGACCCUGAAUGCAGCAGUCUGAGUGCAGAGCUGAACUAAAGUGAACCUGAUGUUACUGUGUUGUCUGAUGUUUUAUCUUUUAUACAUGCAGUGCCUCCAGUGAUCCCUCCAGUCAUCUGACGGUAGUUCAAGCUCAGUAGCACGGCUCCUGCAGAGGACAGUCACAGAACAAAUACCUUUCCAAAAGUAAAGAUCGGUCCUUUAAAUGUUUGAAUAAUGCAGGAUAAACGUUGAACCAAGCCUGAAAUCCCAACUGUUUUUUAGUUUCUUUUUGUUCAAUCCAGGGUAGAAAAUUCACCGUGCAAGAUUUGUGCAUUAAAUUAAGCAGUCUAGAGCCUGCAAACCAAAUCCACAUGGACAUGAACUGCAUGGAAAAGCCAAACGUGUGCGGUCACAGUGGCAGAUUCCACUCACCUGUUAGCAAACACGCUGCUGUUUUUUUAAGCUGAUGUCCUUCUGUGUGAUUGAGUCCAGAGCUCUGCAGAGGAGACAGAGAAGCUUCCCUCCUCUGUUGCGUUUCUCUGCAGUGAGAGGCGAGCUCAGGGCACAUCUGCAGAAACGUGGAGAUGGCUGCAGAGACACAGAGUCUCCUUGAGUCUCCUCAUUAUGAUCCCCAGGAGCAGAACUGGAGAAACUUAAAGCGCAGAGUCUGGUUUUAAGAGAUUGUCUGAGUGCAAAAGGUCCCAGGUUCAAGUCCUGAAUGUAGCAAAGGAGGAGGUUCAUACACACUUUACAACAGCUGUCUAUUUAAGCCAACCACAACUGUACAAACAAUGUGGAAAAUCUGCCUAUGUGGGCCGGCUGGAGAUCACGCAUGUUACACAUGCAUGAUCUCCAGCUUCCUGAAGAACCAGGUGAUCUGAAUCAGCCUGACGACCACGACCACACACCUGCAGAAAACAGGAUUUGAGACAAAAACAUGCAGAACAGUCACAAACACUUUUCACUGGAGUUAAUGCAGAAACAAGAAGUUCCAUCUUUUUCUGUUUCGCAUGCUCAGUUACUCAGUCACCACCUUUUGCCUCAGUGAGACAGAAAACAUCCAUGAGUCGUCUUCCUAUCCCUAAAGUCUUAAAAUGUGAUAUUCAUAGAAUGUGAUAAAAAUUACUAAAAUGUGAUAAAAAAGGACUAACAUUUGAUUUUAAAAAGACAUAAAAUGUGAUUAAAAAGUCAUAGAAUAUCAUAAAAAUUACUAAAGUGUGAUAAAAUGGACAUUAAUGUGUUAAAAAGUCAUGAAAUGUGAUAAAGUCAUAGAAUGUGAUAAAAAUGACUAAAAUGUGGUUUAAAAAAAGUUGUAAAUUGUGGCAAAAAAAUUACUAAAAUAAGAUUAAAAAAAAUUUAUGAAAAUGUGACAAAAAGUAUAACUGUGAUUUUAAAAAAGCACUGCAGACUCCACCAAUCAUAACUUUAGUAAGAACUGGAUGUUCACCUGGAAACAGGAUGGUGGUGCUAGCUCUGCUAGUGUUAGCUGCAAACUGAUUCGACACACCUGGAACCAGCUUCAGUAAAGUCUUACUUUAGCUUUAAAGCUUCACACUGAACCCUCUGCUUUUAUAACAUUUUUUAAACGACUUCUGCCUUUGAUUUAUUGCUGACAUAAGGGCAGCAACUAUACGUCACAUAUUGUGUCUUUAAAUGGAAAUAGAUGAAGUUGCCAACAUUUUUCAGUGUUCAAGUACCUGAUAGAUUUAAGAAAACUUUUACUUUCUCCCUCUUUGCUUAUUUUAUCUAUUCUUCUGUCUAUCUUUCUAGCCUAUGCAUCCAAAGUUUAACUUUCCUUUUUUUAUGACAGUAAAUGAAACAUGUUUGAGUUUGUUGUGCCUGUUUUCAUACUAAAUAAUCAGUCAGUUUAAAAUACAGUUAAAUAGAAAGGAUUAUUUGUCUCGCCAUUGUUCGAAUGUUGAGCUUCCUAAUAGUUGAAAAGCAGAUGUUUGGGUUUGUCUGUCUCGCUCCACAGUUCCUGAUCAUUAGGGUUGAUUAAUCCAAGCUCAGAAAGUUUGUGAUCUUUAGAUGUUCCUUGGGAAAUCUAAAACAAGCGGAGGAAACACUCUCGAGUUAUCUUUAGCUGACAUGACCUGGAAUCAACCCCCUCCGCUGUCGCCACCGCACAUAAAACAUUACAUCACAGAGGAGCUGUGGCGUCAUGUGAUGAUAACAUCUGUGUGUGUGACGGCUCAGUGACAGGCAGCAGUACAGUGUGUGUGUGUGUGUGUGUGUGUGCGUCCUCAGCCGCCCCUCUCCACAUCUCAUCCCUGUUGUCUAACUGGGCUAAUUUCACGGUCUGAGGAGCAGACAGAGGCGGGCUGGCAGAGUCACCGCUGUCACCGGAGACGUUAAAGGCUGUGUUUCUUUAAAUGUGUGUGUGUGCGGGAGUGUUUGGAGGAGGAGGUUAAAAUGAUGGUGGGAGCUCGCCUGGCGUUCCCUCUCUCAUCGUGACUGGAGCAGUUGGACUCCUACAAUUACACCAUGAAUCACACUAAGUGAUGCGAAGAGGACCAGUCACUGCUGCCUCCGUGGAGGGGAACUACAACUUUUAGAGACACUGUUCAGGAUUUAAGUGGAGCUGUUAAGAGGCGAUACACUCUUUACUUUGAUCUCUCUUGUCAGACGCCUGUCGCUGCCGCAUUUGGCCUGUCAAUCAAACAGAGCUGCAGCGAAGUGAAGCGUUUUCACCGUAUUUUUAAAGGUUGGAGAGUGAAGCCAGAUUUAGACACUUCAGCUGUGGAAACAUGUUCAUUCAGGCUCUCAUGAACAGAGAAUAACCAUCUAGGAAAAAUGGAAACAUGCUGAAACAGUCUGCCUGGAUCAUCUUCACUUUAAACUGAGUUUCCCCCUUUUUUUAAGAACUUUUAUGCAAAUUUUGGCAAAAGUAGAAAACAGAAUAUUGGGACUUUUUAGCCCCUUUUACAUUACCCGUUUAAGACGGACUGUUACACCUCAUUUUAAAUUGCCUUCAAUGUAAAUAUCACAAAUCUUUUGCUCUUUUGUUACUCUAAUAGCUGAAAGUCAUAUGCUGGAAUGAGGCUUGAACCACCAAUAUGAGACUCCUGAUGGUUUAAUUUGCAAUUUCCUCUCUUCAACGUUUUAUUUCGUAACUCCUGCCAAUUAAUACUAUUUUAUUUUCAGACAAAAUUCAGGAUAUUUUGAGCAUCAAUCCACAGGGAUGGUUUACUAAAAAAAUAGUUUUUUAACUGUGACUAUUUCAAACUACAGCUUUGUCCGCCCAUGCCUCUCAGGGAAAACUAUAUUUUGCUUCUGUGUGUAAAAAUGUAAAAUGAACAGAAGCGUAGAGACGGCAGAGAUUUAUCUGUUUUGAAUUUUUCUGAUGUUAUCUCAUCUUCUUAUAGGGAUUUUUUCGUUGUCCUCUGAUGCUUUUUUUCUUGUUUGAUCUGUUUUCUGCUGUGAUUUAUGAUUUGUUGCCUCGUCGCACACUGAAGAUCUGUUUUAUCACUUUGAUUCUGAAUAUCAGCGUUUAUCCUUGUCCAGUUAUUACAUCGCAUUUUGUUGUUGUUGUGUUUUUGAAUUGUCCAGACUACGGCCUGUCUGGUCUGACUGAUCAAUGUUGACUCUGUUAUCUUUGUCAAAACAUCGUGCAGACAUUUGGUUUGAUUCCUUUUUGAUUCGUAAAAGCAUGAAACGACUUCACUUCUAUAAGCAUCAAAUAAUAUGGAACAGGAAGUGUCAACACGUACAGCUGACCUUUCCUCCUGAUCCACUCAUAGUCCGGCUCCUCCCUCACAGCGGUUUCAGGCUUCAAGAAAUUACAACAUAAUCUCGAAUGAUUCACCGGUUUUACAUUUCUGACAGUGAGAUUUUAGAGCAAAUCCCUUAAAGAAGCUCUCCUCUGUCUCUGUUUCAGGCUCCGAUGAGCGGCUCUUCAUGAUGAGGAGCUAACACUGUCGGCCACACAACCGCAGAAGAGACGUGGCUGCUGCACCCUCCACAGUCGACGCAUGGCGGUUUUAGGGGUAAGAGGAACAGCACUGGAGGGUCUUAUUCUUCUCGGGGGGGAUCCUGAUCGGUUUUCACAGAAAGAUACCUAAUGAGAAGUAUCUCCCAGUUCCUGAAAAGCCAACAGUUGACUAGCAUCCAAACACGCUCACUCUCUCAGACCUCAGCGAGGGUUUUUAGAUCAGCCUGAAAAUGAUGGAUGUCGGCUUCCAUGGUGUCCAGUUCAACAGACACAACCAGCUAUUAGCGGCUGUAGUCGUGAGCGGUUUGUUGGCUGUCAUUUCAGAUCUGAUGACUUGGCAGUAACUGUCUGCUGUAGUAGCCUGGAGAGUUGUUAGACUACUCAGUCAGUUAUUUAUUUUCACUCCUGGACCACAAGCGGAGCAGCAGUUUGAGGAGUUGAGAAGAUUUCCUCAUGAUUGAAACAGAAGUUUGAUUAAAAAGCCGAUAAAGUGAUUUAAAGGUAAGAAAACACUUUAAUUUGACACGGCUAACAAGAGGAUCAGCUGGUAAACAGUGUCAAACUGGUUUUCUGAAUAACAGAGUUAACACCACCGACCUUUUAUCCUUCAUCCAGGUAAACAAAUCCGUGCUGAUUAAACAUCUCUCCACAGUCGUAGAAAUAUUAAAUAUUUGUUGAACAAUUUAACGAUCCUUGCACCACUGAAAGGGCGGAGAUAGUUAACUAGUAAAUCGACUAAAUGCCCACACUUUUAAUACUCUGUGUCCUUGCCAUUUGAGGUCAAAAUAAGAGACAGAAAGAGCUCCGGUAAAUCAGUUCAGCUGUAACAGACAGUAUUUUAACUUUUGUUUUUAAAGGGAAACUCUUUGUUUUUUUAAAAAGCCUCUAAUCGUCCUUGUUGGGAAACUCUGGUGGUUGUGUGGUUUGGCAGAGUUCAUUUAAGCCCCUUAAUAUGUAGAAACAGGGCACAAACCUAUUGUUACAGUAAGCUGGUUUGUAAGCUGUAUAGUUGGCAGACUGAGUGCGAGUCGGUUUCAAUAUUGCAUCAUUAAAUCUUUAAUUGGGUGAAAGGUAAUUAUUUUGAGUAAGAACAUUCCCAGUAAGAGCCACACUCAGUAACAUCGCUCCUCUAAAAACCUGAUCAACAGCUGAUCUGAAAGACGCAGAAGACAGAAGCUGUCAGAUUCAGAGCAGUUAGAUUCGACAAAAACAUGAAAAUAAAGCGAACGCAUAUUCUGACAUGAAGAUAGUCUUUAAAGUUUAAAGAAGUCAGAGAGAGCUGAAGGAGCCGAGGCUGACAGCUGAGCGGUCUCCUCAGGGCGUCUCUCUGUGCUCGGCUCAUACCAGAGGGCUGUCUGCUUUCAUCAGGAGAAAACCUCUUUAUAAAAUCGCUGCACAGACGCUUUCUUUGAGCGGCUCGUGAUGUUAGAAGUUAUUCCUGCCCGAGAUGAGCAGAUAUUCAGUCUAAUGGAAAAAUCUGUCAGUUAGCAGAGCGGCAUGAGAAAACUUGGCUUUACCAUCAACGAUUGACCUCCCUGUGAAAUAUUUACAGGAAUCAUGAAUUAUCUCAGGGUAUAAAUUCUGUAUCAGGUUCAUUGAUUUAUAUUUGUCAGUAUUUCCUCUCUAUGAUCACUUUAUGACACUUGACAUGGAGUCAUCCUGAGGUCAGCUGGUGUAGAAUAAGGUCGCUUUAAACUUAUUUACUAUUGACUAUAAUACAUGGAUGAUAACUACUCCACAAGCUGCUCACCCCCUCCCACAUUAACUUCGUCUACUUGUACCGCUACAACUUUUGAACCGUCCUCCAUCUCCUCACCUGUCUGUCCCUCUUUGUUACGUACUGGAUGGGAUGGAGUCACGUGGAGUCAGUUCGCCGUACGCCAAUUCCUACGGGAUCUGUUUGUGAUGCGAAUUUCGUGGUGGAUUACGGACAGCAGGAAUUGCGAGAACUCAUAAGAAUAUAUAUAUAUAUGUAUAUAGAAUGGACGCCGUCUGCCUCCGAGAACAGCCCCCUCUGGUGACGGGCUGCAGUAUAGGUCAUAAAUCCCACCUCUGCCAGCAAUUCCUAUGAAGCUGUGGACAAACUUUAGAAAUUAAUUAUUAAGAAUAUAGAUGUUUCUCCCCCCAGGUUGUAAUGUUGACAUGUAGUUACUGUAAGACUGGUUUGUGCUCAAGUCCUCUUUUUUUCUGUGCAGCUCCGUUUUUAAAAUUUAUUAGGGGGGCUUAAUCACAGCGACUCUUCUGCUGAGUGCACACAACACUUCUGCACAGGAAGUGGAGAAAAAAUGUGGAAUUUCAGAGAGCUUUUCAGCUUCAAAUCCGUAUACUAGUGGAAGGAGUCUCCUGCUGCAAGACGUUAUCACUGUUUAUGUAGCGACAGUAAUUUGCUCAUUUUCAGUGCAAAUAAAGAGAAAAAAGGUGCGUGUCGUCUUUGGUCUGAGUGCCUUAAAACGUUUCAUGGUCUCGACCACAAGCUCCUGUUUUCCCUGUUUUCACUAUUUAGCAAUAGCCUAUCUUCACACAGACGGGCUCAUUCGGGUGACAGGGAGACAUCAGCAGAAAUUAGAUAUUUUUUCAAAUCCAGUCAAAAGUUCCGUACAGGAAGUUUAACCUGCAGUCGUGUAAUUGAGGAAAACAGACACAUGCAGAUACAGCAGCAGCUGCAGAACGAUCUGCCCUGAAUCACAGCGCUGCACAGAGGUGGCACAGAUGCCAGAAAUAGUUUCACCUACAGUUGAGAGUGUUUGCAUUUACAAAGUCGCUCUGCCCCUGCUCUGACUUCUCCUCUCACACAGGGUUUAGGUGCUGCAGUUUGGACUCUGUGGGGGUUUCUGAUCUGCAGGUGGAUAUCUCUGAGGCUGUCAGACACUUUGGUUUCACUUGUUUUUAGAAGCAGGAAGGUUUUAUCUGAAUGGCGUUCGUCUCAGCUGGAUAUAAGACUUUAUUUUUUUAUCGUGUCGCUACAGAACCUGGUCUGCACACAUUUCUUUCAUACAUCCGUGUUUCACUCCCGUCUCUUUGCCUCUCUCUUUCUCUCUGUGUGUUUUAAGAAUCAUCCCUGUUGUUAUGCAACUUCACCCUGAAGCCAUUUGACUCUGAUUGUAGAGCAGCACUGUGCGAGUAAGCAGGAAGUGGGACAUGGUGUUGCCCGCUGACUGGGAGGACGGAUUAGCGGACGAGGGGAUUAAAACUAAAACAUCUCGGUGAAGGGAAUCCCCUGGUGCCUCUGUGCUUUUUAAUAAAAGAAGGAACUGAGACUGGACAGAGUUUCCCUUCAUAAAUACCAGAGGAAAUAUGACGAAAAAACAGGAUACUUAUUCAUCAAGUUUAUGCUGAUAUAUCAGAGCCUAAAUGACACCAGUUUUAUGGUCUUUUAUGAUCUAUUAGUGGACGGUUUAAUCAUCACAUUACGCUCCUGGUGUGACUGAAAAGAAGGAGUCAUGCGGAGAAGUGAAACCUCACAAAAAAACUCUGUUUUAGUUUUCACUUCUGUGAGGAGUUUUAAACUGGUUGUAAAAAAGUCUGAAUCAAAUGUUGAUGUUUCUUCAUGACUAAUAAAACAAAUGAGACCAGCACAGAGGAGAAAAAAAGUCACUUGAUUUCUAUUCCUGUCACACUUGCUGCAGGGCUGGGCUCCCCGGUUAUAUUUCACCAAAGCUGAAGGGCACCGGCCGCUCCGCUGUUGUCAUAUUUGUUUCUUUAACAGCCAUAAAAAAUAUUCACUAUUAAAAUUAGAGUUAAAGGUCAUAAUGGUAGAAGUAGUGGGGAUUAUGGGUGCUGCAAAAAAAGGUGCGAACGAGCCCAGAAUGCACUCAUUUAAAGUCAAGACUGGUCUAGGACGAGCAAGGAUCAUAAAUAAUAUCACAGAGGUGAGUCCGGGUCAGAAACUGCUUCUCCUGGGUGGGACUUGACCUGUGGGACAGUCAGUCAACAUCCUGGACGUGUAUCUGCUUCACUUACAAACAGGCGGUUCAGUAUGAGCUCAGUUUAAGGAGUCUUGUUGUCUUGGGUCACUCGUAUGUUCUGGAUUUGAUGGUGAUGGUUUUCUUUUUUUCUCCUACAGAACCCCGACAUGCUGACGAGGAAGAUAAAGCUGUGUCACAUCAACGCCCACAUCACAUGUCGUCUGUGUGAGGGCUACCUGAUCGACGCCACCACCGUCACCGAGUGCUUACACACAUGUAGGUCCCUCCUCCUCCCUUCUUUCCUCAUUACUCACUCCGGCUCAUCCUCGUCCCUGCCGGCUCUCCUGUUGUUCCGUCUUUAUUCUGUGUUUAUUUGAUACGAUGUCUGAGUUUGGCUCCAGGGGGAUUUCCUGGCUCAGAAGGUGCUGCCUUUAGGACUUAUCCCUGAUGGGUAGGAUCCUGGAGGCAGAGCGAUGCCUCUGUGAUCCAUGCAGCUCUGUCUCUAUUGAUGAUCUGACUCACAGCGCUGCCUUUCGUCUCCAUCAUCACCAACAGCUAUGAAGCUCCUGGUGUGUCUCAGGGAUAUUCAAUCACCAUAACUCUGUGUUUCCCCUUCACAUCUAUUUAUCUGUAGCACUUUCCCUCCUAAAACAAACCUCUUUUAUUGUUUAUAUCAAUGUCAUCUUUUAAAAAAAGGUGAAUCAGUAUCUUUAAACCUGAAAUGAACACACACAGCAGCUGAAAUGAGAUUCCUGUCAGCUCCGGGUAAUCCGCACAUUUAUUAGAAGGUGAGACGAUGUCGCCUCUCAUCCACGCAGUGCUUCAUCAUUAGCCAGGAGUUUGCAUAAAGAAGGAUAACAAAGUCUGGAUCCUCAGCGACAGUCAUUAUAUUGUCUGAGCAAAGACUCGUACGUCAUUCUGCAGGCGCGCAGAAAAAUUCAUCAAAGAACGACCGAGAGAAGAGAAGGUCACGGUUUCAUCCUGAAAUAACUUCACGUUUUUAUGACUUUUUUUCAAAGAACUAGACGCACCCUCCGUGAGUCGAAGUCCAGUGUGACACCACCUUAAACUACGACCUCAAAAACAGUCCAGAUUAUCUGUUUGUUCUGUAGCAAGAGUGCAGGACAUCAUCGAUAAACUUGAAUUAACUUGUAAAGUAGCAGGAAAUACAAAAUUCUCUGUAAAACCCAAAAGAUCUGUGCUAGUUCUGUCUGAUGGUGCAGUGUGGAUAAGCAGACAUGCACAUGCAUCAAACCAGGUACACACUUAGAGGGGGACUGGGCCAAAUGUGGGCCUGAUACCCCCUUCUGAUUUUUUAAGGGUUUGGAAGAUGAUCUUGCAGGUUCUUCUUGGUGUGACGUUUAUAAAGAGUGAUUACCUCCUAAUCCAAGACCACGUUGAAAAUCCAGACCUGACAUUCAGGGGUGUCCUUAGAUAUUAAUAUCCGAUAUCAGUCCAAUAUCAGCAAAAAUGCAAAUAUCGGAUUAUAUUGGACCGCAACUAAAAUCUCCAAUAUCAGCACUCUGAUACAAGCAGUCCGUUCCAGACUCCGCUCCAGCAACUCUAUCUAGUAGCACCCAGAUCCGGCAUGUAGAGCGCACAAAAUCAGAACGUCAGUGUGUACUAAGGUACUAACACAGUACCAAGGAGUAGGAGUGAUGCCGGCACUGUGGCAGUAUUUUUCAUUAAAGUCCGAAAAAGACGUUGCAGCUGAAGGCUACGAUAUUGGUGUUGGAGGUAAAAAAGUUGUAUCGGGAAACCCCUGCCAACAUUGAAUACGUUCAAUAUUGAAGCUUCAUGAUCCACGCUGGUUGAUCCCUUUAAAAUGACUGAUUAGGGCCCGAGCGUAGCUGCUAAGCAGCUGCGAGAGCCCUAUUAUUCCCCAAGGGGUUUUUCUUUGUUUCUUUUUUCUUUUUCCUCCCCUUUGAACUGGAAAAUGGCCCACUUCCCACUGGCGAAAACUCAUGAAAUUUGGCAGGACGACCGGGCCUGGUGAAAAAUUUGAUAUUCCGAAGUCGCCCAAACAAGAAAAUGCAAAAUGGCUCCAUAGCGCCCCCUAAGGUGAAAAUUCACACUAUUGAGUGUCACGCCUGUACGCUUUGUCAAAAUGACACAAAAUUUGACACACACAUGUAUCUCAAUAAGAUCUACAAAAAAGUCAGUGCGGGCGUAUCUGUCAAAUUUACGGUUAAAGGGUUAUUUCGCAUUUUUUGCCGAUCCGCACACAUUGGAAUUUCGCUAACUCCUUUGAAGGCUUUCGUUCCACCGGCACCACAUUUGCUCAGGCCAAUCUACACCCCAUGGCCAUUAAAAGUUAUUCAAAUCAUGACGCUGCACCCCACGGUUUAGGUUCUAGGGGGCGCCAAAGAUAACCCUAAAAUCCACAUAUUUAAAAGUCUUAUAACUUUCUAUUUUUGCCCUCACUGGCCUCCAAGUUUUCUAGGAUGAUGCAAUGUCCAGCCAUCAACACAUUUGUGAAGGAAUUUUUACUCCCCAAAAGAGCGCCCCCCAUGGCAGGAGAAAAAAGUCCAUUUUUUCUUGUCCCCUAAGGUGAAAAUACACAUUGUUGAGUGUCACGCCUGUACGCUUUGUCAAAAUGACACAAAAAUUGACACACACAUGUAUCUCAAUAAGAUCUACAAAAAAGUCCAUGCGCGCGUAUCUGUCAAAUGUACGGUUAAAGGGUUAUUCCGCAUUUUUUGCCGAUUCGCACACAUUGGAAUUUCGCUAACUCCUCCGAAGGCUUUCGUUCCACCGGCACCACAUUUGCUCAGGCCAAUCUACACCCCAUGGCCAUUAAAAGUUAUUCAAAUCAUGACGCUGCACCCCACGGUUUACGUUCUAGGGGGCGCCAAAGAUAACCCAAAAAUCCACAUUUUUAAAAGUCUUAUAACUUUUUAUUUUUGUCCUCACUGGCCUCCAAGUUUUCUAGGAUGAUGCAAUGUCCAGCCAUCAACACAUUUGUGAAGGAAUUUUUACUCCCUAAAAGAGCGCCCCCCCAUGGCAGGAGAAAAAAGUCCAUUUUUUCUUGUCCCCUAAGGUGAAAAUACACAUUGUUGACUGUCACGCCUCUGUACGCUUUGGCAAAAUGACACAAAAAUUGACAAUCAUGUGUAUCUCAAUUAGAUCUACGAAAAAGUCAAAGAGCGCGUAUCUGUAUAAUGUACGGUAAAAGGGCUAUUUUGCAUUUUUUGCCGAUUCGCACACAUUGGAAUUUCGCUAACUCCUCCUAAGGCUUUCGUCCCACUGACACCAAAUUUGCUCAGGCCAAUCUACACUCCAUGGCCAUUCAAAGUUGUAAAAAUCAUGACGCGGCACCCCACGGUUUACGUUUUAGGGGGCGCCAAAGAUGACCCAAAUAUACAUUACAGUAGACAAAGUAGUUUUGCCCACUGAGUGGCGCCAAAGGGACUUGUCUGUGGAGUCUGUGAGUCACUAUUGGCCGUUUUUGACUACUUUAGAUUUUACCUUUAUAUUUCCUCUUACAAAAUUUUUACCUUGCCUUGCCUGGUAUCAUUUUUUUCAGCACAACCUCACCUGUGUCAAUUUACAGUUAUUUUAUCAUUUUGACAUACUAUAUUUACACAUUGGACCCAAAUUCACACACAAAACAUAAAAUCCGAGUGGAAAAAAGUAACGUUUUUACUGUGAAAACCACAAAUAUGUGUGAUGAACUGUUUUUAAAACUUAAACUUCAAAUAAAAAUUGUAAACUUCAAAACAUAUGCAAAUUUUUAACAAAGAACAUAGUAAUUUACCUCUAUUUACAUCAAAAUGCAGGCAAUGGCCCAGGUGUUCUUUGUAAAAUUAUUUACAAAACACUGUAUAGUCUCACAAAUGUCACUUUUUAUUUAUGCCACUACAAAAAAACAUGAUGUAAAUGAUGCAUGAUGUAAAACAUGAUGUAAAAAACUUGUGUAGAUCCUCCUCUAUGUUAGUCCAUGUGUAAUUUUUCCAUAAUUCUUUGUUUUUUGCAGCAUUUUUGUUAGUGUAACUGCAGAUUGUGCUGACAGUGUCUAUGGCAAAAAAAAAAAAAAAACUGAAAAUGCCUCAACAUGAACCCCUGGUGGUCUCUGAGGGUGAAACCUGCUAACUGCUGCAGCUCUGUCAGCUUCAGUCUCCCAUGCAGAGCUCGGAGCGCAUGUGUGGCUCUGCACCCUUAGCAGCGUUGCUAACUCCUCAGUAAGGAAAGCCUGCUUCAUGUCAGAGUCUCUAAACUCCAGAAGAAGUCGAUAAAAGUCACUUUCUUUCUAAAAAAAAAGUCGUUAGGGGGUCUGAAAAGUCAUUGAAUCUAACAACAAAGUCGCUAGGUUUGCAACUACGUGUCCCAGACUGCAUCCCUGCUGAGAGUCCCUCCCUCCCUUCUCAUAUUGCAGGAAGAACGUAAGCGCCCGCCCCUUGUCAAUCAGUCACCAUAUAAUUUUGGAUUGGUUGUUGUGGUGAAGUUUUCCACCAAUAGGAGAGAUGUUGUGGUGUGUUUUUUUUUUCCUUUGGCAAGCCUUUUCCGCCUGUAAGACCUGUCGCUAAUGUCUGCAUGCUAUGUUUUCCUGUCUCAUACAGCGCGAUCGAGCGCCGAACGUGAUCAAAAUAAGCAGAAAACAAGUAUCGCGGACAUAAUUUAUCAUAACUCUGGUUUUAUUUGGCCUAUCAACACAAUUUAAAAACUGGUAUAUAGGUUGAGGUCCUCACUUUUGAGAUAAGUUGAAACGAAGUCAACGAGGCUCCGUCUUGCAGCUACAUCCGGUUAAAUAUGUCAUGUGACUUGAACGCACACACACACACACACACACACACACACACACACACAGACACACACACACAGGCACACACACACACUCAGAGUCUGGUUUUUAGCACCUGCAAAAACAUGCUAUUUACAUAUUUGACAAGAAUGCAGAGGCUCCUUUUGCCCCUGAAAAAAAUCAAAUUUCAAACACAACUUGACUGGUCAUUUCUCCAAAAGACAACCAUGAAGCUCCAUCCAAACCUGAAGCAGGCAUAUGGUGCAUGUGUACAGUAACCUGAGGGGAGUGAGGUGACUGCUUCUGAGGAGAACAUGAGCAGUGAAGAUUCACCUUAGAGCUAGAACAGAGACGUGCACAUGAUUAUACAGGGGCAGGGGCUCAAGUUUUUUCCAGUUGUUUAUACAAUAUGGAAAUUAAUGUGAAAUUAAAAAACAAAGUAUUAAUAGAAAGGUAAUGACUGUCCUGAGUAGGUGACAGUGAUAUCCAAUAGGCUAGGCACUCAAGAGGCUGGCUGUGGCAAGUGUAAGUGAAAGCAACACGCACUGGCAGGAAGAACAGCAAACGCCGAUGAAGGAAAAGGGUCUUUGCAGUGAUGGGCGUUACCAGAGAGGGCGAUGGCCAGAGGACACAAAUGGGACGGGGAGGCAGCGCGUUGGGGGGGGGACGCGACACAGCUCGGGCCCGCCAGUGCCCCAACGGGGUCCUAGUUUUCUAUGUUUCCUUUUGUUGUCUUUUUUACACUUUAAUACCCCAUCAACUUAGAUUAUUUUUAUCAUAUUAAUAUUAUUUUAGCUUGGAAUAAAAAGAAAACCAAUUAGGUAGCAGGCUGACUGACAAAGGUGCACAACAUGCGCUGCCAUGGCAACAAUGGUGAAUGUAAAGCAUAUAUAAAGAUGUCAGAAAUUGAGGAUCCACUUGUUGCAGUUUGUCAGUUUACCCCAGAGCGUUUGGAUUGGAUAGCAUCAGGCUGUUUGUGUCAGCUUCACGCUGAUUUAAAAUUGAUGACAUGGAGUCAGAAAUUAUGAAACGUUUUCUGAAAGUGGUGCUGAAGAUAAUGGAGCUGCUGGUGUUUGUUUGCUGUUUGAAAAUCAAACUCUCUCCUGAGAGGACAUAAAACUCUGCUUCAGUUUCAGCAAGUAAAAAGACUCCUGAUAAAAGUCCACGUGGGCCUGUUUUCAUCUUUAGUUAAUGAAAUAAUCUAUGAACAUUAACUGGAAAAUAAAAAAACAAUAAAAUGUUUUUUAAUUGUUUUUUUAAGUCAUCAGUUUUAAUUAGAAAUUAAGUGAUUGAAGCCUGUUUAGCUGUUUCUAAAGUCAUUCUGUGUUUUCAUAAACAUAAUUAAAGAUGAAAAAAUUAACUUUAAUAUUUGAUUGUUAUUUGGGAACUGAUCAGCGUUUUGUAAAGGCAGGAAAUAAAGAAGAGGGCGUAGAUUAGACACACCAAACUUUUUUCUGAGGAACUGAAACUUGAACCACAAAAACUGUCGUGGUGAAACUCAGGUUUUCUUAACCCACGAGAACCCACCAUGACCUUAGUCUGGUUCUGGGUUCUGUUGAGAAGUACCUCUGCAGAUGCAUCUUUCUGCAUCUAAAGGCCUGAGGAGUCUGUUAAUCGAAAUGUCACCUCAGUUUAAACCAUUUCUGUCCUAAUGGUCAUGGCGUUGAUAAAAACCAUUUUUAGAUUUGGGGCUCUUAAAUUCUUUUAACCGUUCAGAGAAAACAACCUGUUCAGGGUUACUAAAGUCAAUGUCAUUUAUAACUAGUUAUUAAUUUAUAUUACACAAAUCCAGACAGUGUAAUGACACGUCUGUCCACCAGAGGGCGAUGUUACCCUGCUGAUGAGAGCUCUCCUGUCUGUCUAGUCCAGGUGCUCUGAUUCCUCCCCUGACUUAAAAAAAACAACAACACCGGCUCCACUGUGGGUGAACUGAGACAAAGAAGAGAUUCUCAUCACGUCACCAAUGCAGCUGCUCAGUCAGACAGGCUGUGCUGCAGAAAAAAACAAAAGAGACGGCAAUAAACAAACGUCCGGAGUAUGAAUUUAAUGGAAGCUGGUGAGCCGUUUAUCAGGGUACACUGUGUCCUGCAUUAUUCAUCAAAGUGUUUUACAAGGUAAAAGGUUUCAUGAGGUAAAACGUCGAGAUAUUGAUGUCCAAACUUUACCGAACAUAUGAAUAUAUUCAUCAGGAUAACCUUUAACAACCAUGUGCUGCUUAGUUUGAUCUCUAUAUUAUUUUUAAAAUCAGUUUUUGAUCUAAAGAUGAUCAAUUCGCUUUACAAAAUCGAGCCUGUGCAGGAAGAGCCUCUACAAACAGACGUGUCCAGGAAAUGGAUUACAGGUGUCGUAUCGUCAGAAGAGUCUCACCUGGGUUUGCAUCUCAGGAAAAUUACAGAGGCACAGAAUCUAAGCAGAGUCAACGCAGUCUGAAGACCACCAGGAGAUUUUUGGGACCUUCAUGCAUCCAUCUGCGAAAAUGCUUUUUUAAGAUACAGAUUUCUUUUUCUGUCAGGACCUGGCUCCUGCCCACAGCGUCAAAACUACCGUAAACGGGUUUACUGACCGUGACAGUACUCUGCAUGAUUUACCAGCCAACUGAACCGGACCUGAACCCCACAGAGACUUUGUUUAAGUUUGAUACUCCUCUUGACAAAUGUCUCACAGGGAUCUAAUUUCACUGCCGUUGAAAAUACACAAUCAUUCUAAUCCCUCUGAUAUAUUUAUAGGAAAUUGGAAACAAUAUUUAAUGUUUAAUUUAACAGUUGGCAGUGUAAAAACGAAUCUGUCUGCGCUCUCAAGUGGACAAACUGAGUAUUAUUUGUGACUGUUUCUUAAUAACUGUGAUAAUCCCUUCUGAAGUGACUUGUGUCUUUUCAGCUGACUGAUAAACUCUUGAUAUUUGCAGCAGUGUGGUCUGAACAGUUCCAAUAAAGAUGAAACUCCCUUCAUUCAAACCCGUCUGAGCACAUUUUAAAUGUUCUGUAUUAUCAGCGUUGGGCUCUCCGUCUGUUGAUAAAUCUGUCACCUGGAGAGUAACCUCCUCUCUCUGUGUGUCUCUAGUCUGUAGGAGCUGCCUAGUGAAGUAUCUGGAGGAAAACAACACGUGCCCCACGUGUAGGAUUGUUAUUCAUCAGAGCCAUCCACUGCAGUAUAUCGGGUAAGUGAGGGAGCUGCAGUAGAUCACACACACACACACCCUCGCACUCUUGUUUGUCAGAGGUCCAUCAGUGUGCAGGGAGCUGCCGGCUGCCUCUGAGAGCUUCAGCAGAGCUCUGACAGUGAAGAAGAAGAAAGUCUCCAGGAAGAAAGAGCUGCUGGCCUUUGUGCUUUUUAUCUCUGCUCCUCUGAAGAAAGGGGGAAAAAAAACUCAAAACAUCUACGGAGAGUGUUUUUCUUAGAAAUACUUAAAAUUAUCCCUGAAAAUUACGAAUAAAUCUUUAAUGAAUGAUCAGUAUCUGCUCUCCCUGCUUUGGCUGCUCAUGUUUGCUCUGUAAACAAAGGAAGGGGGGUGUGCUCUCCCUGCCUCCGUCUUUCGAUUUGGUUUAGGGAGGUUUGUCUUCACUGAUAGUACAUUGCACAUCACAGACACUACAUACACAUCAACAAUAAAUGACGUACAUAACAACAAUGAGGACAGACAGAUCAGCGGGGCAUGCUGUACAGCGUGGCUUUGACUGCAGUCCUCCUGAACUUGAUGGUUCUGUACCUGCGCCCUGAGGGUAGUGGGAUGUUAGAUUUUGCGUCCACACACACUCAUGGACGGGCGGGGAGUUCUCAGAACUUUGGAUUUGGACCAAAGUAGUGUAGACUGAGCAGAGAGGAGAUGGGAUAAAAGACUGCUGAAUCAACUGGUGUGAAGGUUAUUAAAGUAGGAAAUACACUGCUACCCUGUGGACCAAUCACAGGCUUCUAUUAGCAAACAGUAACAUGUCUGUGGAGGAGUACACUGAGCUAAGUACUGAUGUGUGUGCGGUGUAUGCUAGUAACCGAUAAGGUCUUCAUUUAUAAAUAUAAAGGGUUUAGUGUCCUUGUCUCUUGCCCUCUGGGAGCCUCUGAAGGGGGGGGGGGGGCCCUAGAUGUAAUCUGAUUGUAUAAAUAUGUGCAGUUUUACACCUUUGAAAAAAAUGCAGUUUAUAUUUAUUUAUUCAAUUCACCAGGAGAGUGAAGCGAGAUGAAAACCACCUGAAUAUGAAUCUGGUUCUUAUCAAAUCUCUCCAGCUGUUGAAAGUAUCAAACUUUAAGAACUCGAAUAUUUUCUCUAAAUGAAGUGAAGAGAUUUCACGCUCGCUUUCUCACUUCUUUAACAGAAAAUACAAAGUGCUGCAGGUGGGUAAAGAUAAUCCGCUGAAAGUCAAAGUCCAGAGAAGAUCAUAUUGGAGGGAAUAAAUAACUGAAAAGUCUAAGACCACUGACAGCUCCCAGUGACAAAGUGCUCUUGUCUGGAAUUAAAAGUAUUCAGAGAGCCGCUGUGAUGAAGUGACUUCCUUGUCAGUGAAGAUGAAGAGUGUUUGUUUGUUUUUUGAGUGAAGUCUGCUUCUUAUUGUUUCAGGAAGUUCACUCUGCCAGAGGAGUCUUUUGUUGUUCCUCCUCCCCUUGGCGCGCUCAUGCAUUAAUGUCUGAUUAAUGCGACGCACAAACUUAAUGUGUACCAGCAAUUUAGUCAUUACCGUCUAAACUGCGCUGUCUGCACACUCAUUGUUUUUCAGCAAAGGCUCCAUUUCAAACACAUUAGCUCCUCGCAGCAGCUGCUUUUUGCCUCAUUGUUGGCAGGAAAUUGGAGCUGAUGGAAACAUCACAGCUGAUUUGGAGGGAAAACAACCAACAGAUGACGGAUAAACUUGUCAGGACGAUUGAUCAAAGUUGAUGUUUGAGAUUGAACUCCAAUCACACUCAGACGUCUCCUCACAGAGAAUUAGCUGAGCAGAACUAAUCGAGUCUCUUGUAACGAUGAGUUUGGAUUUCCUUGAUGGAUUUAAUACAAUUUUUAAAUCAGGAGCUCUCUGGUUAUGACAAAGAAACAGCACAACAUCAUCCUGAACACAAGAGUGCACACAAAGUUCAGGAGGUUCAGCAUUUACGGUUAGUAAAGAAAGUACCCACAGAGCAUAGACUCACAAAUCAAGAAUAUUUUACACUGUCUUUAAAUGUUAAAACAUGUUUUUAUAAAUAUUUCUAAUCCCAGAUCAUUUCGUGCCCCCUGUGGAAAAAAACUACAUCUUAUUUGUGUGCAUACCUUGCGGUGAACGUGUAAAUCUCACCUUGAUUUUCUUACACAGUCAGACUCGUCUCGCACUUUGAAUGUUUUUAAUGAAAAAUACAGAAAACUGAUUUUUCUGCAGCAGUUUCAGGCAUUAAAAAUAUGACUGAUUUUGGCUUUUGUUGCUCAUAAAUAGGCAUCAUUGUUAGUUUAAAUCUGUUUUAUUAACCAGCUAACUCCUGCAGUAUUUAGAUCUGUAUUAUGAUGAGGGCAGUAGCCAACCAAAGAAAUUCGUGGUUGAUUAAAACCCUGAAAUUUAUUACCAAAAAUCAACUCGCGAAGCGCAGCUCGUUGGGGUGAAAAUAUACCGAUAUCAGCACAAGAAGGCAGUCAAACGCCACAAAAAUCGAAAUGCUCAAAAUAAAAAUAAACAUUGGCUUUCUGGCUUAUAAAAGUGUUUUUUUUUUUAUCAAUCAGGUGGGAAACAAGAAUUAUUUCAGCACUGUAUGGGAAGAAAAAUUAGAUAAAACAUCUUUUAUCUAUUAAAAACAUCAAUUAGUAUGAUCUUUACUGAUUAUCAUUAUAACUUUAGGUGUAAUAUAAGCUGAUAAGACAUGAAGUCUCCAGGUCACCCAAUCUUCUCACAGUUGGACUCUAAUCUGAAUCUAAAAGCCGUGUGGGUAAAAGAAAGAAGACAGCAGGUGUUCAUCUCUUCUUCUUCGGUGCCUCACAAGCUGUAAAGUCCAAUUUAAGGCUGACAAACUGGUUUCACUGGAUUGUGACCGGACUCCUCAGUGUCACAUUAGCUCUGAUAGCUCUGAAUAAUUCUGUUAUGGCCUCAUAUCUUUACUGUGAGAGUGCAGUACCGCCUCUCUCCAGCAGGGGGCAGUGUUUCGCCGCCCUGCGCAUUGAUUCCCAGCAGGUGAAGGCAAAAGUGCCACCAUAACACGACAACAAACUCAACGUGUCGUGACUGAUAACUGGCAGCUUCAGCUGGUUGACAAAACACAACCAUCAAGGUGAUGGCAGAGCUGCGGAGCACACACACACUCUGCACCUGUGACACCUGCACCACCACCGAACACUGAAAGACUGUUUAACACUCGGGCUGACGGAGCAUGUGCUCUCACACCAGCUCCUGUGAGGAUGUGAACUCAGUUUCUGCAUCUGUUUGGAUCAUUUUAGUAAUUUAUCUGAAAAGGCGAGGCUGAGAGCAUCGCUCACACGUACCACAAAGAGGGGGGAGUCUCCUCUUUUUGAGCUGUGAUUAUUUUCAGACUGCUUUAUUAAAGUUGAGUUUGAUUAUUACUUGUUUACCUUUACUCUACUGUUAAUACCUUUACUUCUGUGGAGUUAAUUCUCAGUCUAUGUGUCUUCAAACAGACGCUCCUGCUCGCUCGUAUCGUUCCAAUUAAAUUCAGAUAUAAUGCAGAUAAAUACUUCAGAUCAUUACAAAUGGGGCCCAGUCAAGGUGAAAGUCAAAAGCAUUGGUGCUACUGUAGAUGCCAACAGACUACCAGCAAACACAAUGUUUGCAGGACUUCUACAACUAGGAUAAAGUGACAUAGUCCAGGACCCGAGGGAGGACAGUUUAGCGAUGGCGCUACAACACGCUACAGCAGGUCCGUUUGACAAGAAACACUUCUGUUACAGACACUUGUCUUACUUUGUUAAAGUGGUUUACCUGUCCAGCAGAAAGGUUACAGGGUCACCAAGAUCCCCAAGUGUCCCCCAUCGUUUAUGUUGACCCGGCUUUUUAGCUCUUGUCCGGUCUACCUCCGUUUUAAGCGCCCGUUAUUCCUCCAGAGUCUCCGGUAUUUACUUCGUUUUCUUGCUUGUGUCGGCAGUCGUGGCCAAAGGAGGAUUUAGACAAUUUUCCGAACUUUCUGGUUGGUUUCUACUGUCCGAUAUUGGGCCGCUCCAAAAUUUAAAAUGCUAACUACACAGACAUAACAAAACAGAGCAAUAUCGUCAUGUUCCCAAAUGUCGUCAAUGACUAAUAACUAUUGACUGAUAUUAAAAGCUUUUUUGUAUAAACACCUGCUUCUUUAACAGAUUCCUGCCUACCUUUAAUGUCCUUUUAGGGCUGGGUGAUAAACCAAAAAAACUGUUAAUACCUUUUACUUCUGUGGAGCUAAUUCUCAGUCUGUGUCUUCAAUUAUGUGUCAAAUGUUCCCUUAUCAAGUGUUUUUUUUAACUGUAUGAAGGAUUUUACUGCUUCGAUAAACCGAAAAUUUACUGAUACCAAAAGUUACGACUUAUCACAGUUAUCGGCUCGUGCACGCUCAUGAUGACUGCAGACUCUCUCUUGUUGUGCUCGUUGUGUCCCUUGGCUUUUCAGACACACAGAUACACACACCUGUCUCCUCCUGCUCUCCUCUCCCUGCUCUCCCCUCUCCUCACUGAUUCUGUUUUUCUUUUGUUCUUUUAUCUGCUGAUCGAUGUCUCUAAUCAACAUCCCAAUUUCCCUUUUUGUUCGCAGCCAUGACAGAACAAUGCAAGACAUUGUUUAUAAGUUGGUACCGGGACUUCAAGAGGGUGAGUGCAGUUUUUUCUUUCUGUCUUUUUCUUUCUGCUUUAAUGUACCUAGAUCUGUUAUUUACGUAUAGAGCGUGAUUGUAUUACUUGGGAACAAAUGCAUUGUUGAAAAUGAAGCAUUGCUAUUUCUGCUGGCCUUGAAGACUCGGUGCCACAGGUUUCAGGACACAAACGAGAACAUUCUCACAUACCGUCUGAUUUAAAAGCUCCAGUGACAGCAGAGACCUUGAGAAAAAGACAGUGUCCUCUCUUAUUUUCUCUCUCCUCUUUUUUUUAUUUCUCAUCCUCUUGUGCAGCGGAGAUAAAGAAGCAGAGAGAUUUCUAUCAGAAGUUGGGGAUGGAGGUGCCGGGAGACAUUAAAGGAGAGCUUUGCAACAUGAAGACUCAUCUAGAUCAACGAAACGGUACGAUCUCCCCCACACUCUCUUCUUUGCUAUGCUUUUAUAGAAGCUCUGAGGGUUUAAGUUUAAUACUGACAUGAUUGUCUUACAGUAUAAAGAAGGGUUUUUAUAUGUGAUGCCAGCAUGCUGUUGCUUGUACAUUUAGCCCUGCCCCCCUAAAGUUCCUGGACCCUUUUUUAGGGGUUGAUUCUUGGUUCCUGCUUUGUAAGCACACAGAGCUCCUCAAAAAGGUUCAGCAAAGCCAUGAGCACGUGUGUUAUGUGGUGGUUUUCUAUCAGACUGUCCAGAUGCUGCUUAAAAAUAAGAACAGAGACUUCAAGAUGAAAGUUAACUUCAACCAAAAGUAUCUUUAAAAGUCUUGAAAAUCGGGUCUUUGGAAGAGGGAAAAACAACUUCUUUAACAUCUUGGAUCAGGGACUUUAAAUGUGCCGUCACUUACUUCUUGAAGUCUCCUCGGCUGUGUUUCUGAUGGCGCUAUAUAAGGGACGAAACCCCCAGCUCAUGAUUAGUAACAUUAGAGGCACGCACAUAACUAACAGCGGAAGCCAUUAAGCAGUUGAAAUGAAGGCAAUUUCACCAAUCAGAACGGGUCCCCGGCUCGCUUGUUGCGCACGACGGCUUUUCAGGAGCAGCCUGCUUCCAAGGCGCUGGUGUGAAUGUGUGCCCAGAGGGCUGUCACGCUGGCAGGCCUAAUCGCUCGCUUAAUCCCCCCCCCCCCACCCUCUGAUUUUGGUAAUUAAGGCUCAAAUGGAAGUGGAAGAGCUCUCUGCCUUCUCGGCCUCAUUGCUUAAAGACAGGUUUAACUACAGCGCACACACACAGAACACAAAUACACAUACAUGUUCAGACUCGCACACUUUUUAAGGAUCAUUAGCACAGACACCAACAGAAAUAGAAACCCAACUGUUUUGCAUAAUCACUUCUCCAGAAAACACACAUAAAUAAGACAUCUCUAGCUGGAGGUGAGGUUUGAAAUUCUUCAUGUGUUAAAAAAAACUCGAUGUAGUUGUUUCAUUUCGAGCCUCGCAGACCGGAGUUUCUUCCUCUGAGGAUCAACAAAGUUCCUUUUUUACCUGCUUGUUGGCGAGAUUUCUCACCGUAUCGAUAACUGAAUCCUGUGAGGUUUGUGGAUCAUGAAAGCGGAUGUCAAACUCGAGUGCGGUUGAGAAAAUUGCUCAAUUGUCUGCUCCACACUCAGGGCGCCACAUGAUUGAAACGCUCAGCCCGUACAUCUCUAACUUUAGAGUCUGAUUACAGUUUUUUUUUCAUGUUAUUGAGCUUAAAUACCUCCAUGGUUGCAAGAUCGGUCCCUGGAAAGAUCUUGUUCUACCACUGACGGAUUCACGUGGUCAUUCAGGGUGCUGGAUCUCUGCAGUGAGUCAAGAUUAUGAGUUUUUUAGACUCCUCAAAAAGUCAGACUCCAGUUAUUGUGAUUAAAAAAAGUAGUUUAAAGCUCCUGUGAGAACUUUCAGUUUGUGUUGAUUCUGGCUCUGCGCGUAAACAACGAUGGCGUCUCUUAUUUCCUCACUGAUAAAAUCAAUUAAUAAUAAUAAUAAUAGAUUUUAUUUGUAAUGCAUUUUACAUUUGAAAACAAAUCUCAAAGUGCACAGUACAGGCAACAAUAACAAAUAAAAGCAACAAUAACAGUAAAAUCAAGCAACAGAACAAAACAAUAAAACAGUCAGCAGAUAAAAUCAGAUAAAAAAGCUGUUUUGGCAGACUGACACCUACCCCUCAAUCAAAGGUUUCAGACAUAAGAUAAAAUUAAAAAUAUAUAUAUGUUAAAGAAAUAUUUAGUUAUUAUAUUGAGACAUAAUACCAGUAAAAACCCUCACAGGAGCUUUAAUCUGCAGGAAAUAGGAGAUGUAAGUCUGUUGCUGUAUGAAGUUAAAGCUCCUAUAAGGAUUUAUUUUAAUGUUUAUAAAAUAAUAAAAUUUAUUUUGAGGCCUGUUUAUGACAUCCAAAAACUAAGAAGACCAUCAGCACUGAGAUCGGUGACUUAAAUGUAGUUUUCUUUAAAUCCUGAAACCGGCGUGCGGGGGUAGGUGUCAGCUUCAUGAAAUAUCCACAAUAAAACAUUGUUGAUACCGUCAAAAGUCUGCAGGAUGAGAUUUUUUUUGUCAGAAGUUGGUCAAAGUUUGCCAAACUGAGAGUUCCUCACGGGAGCUUUAAAGAGUCACUUUAAGACUGAAAUCAGCACAUGCCCCGAUGAAGCGCCACCUUCUUAGGACUCCAUCUCUGUUUGAACUUGGUUAAAAAACUGCUGUGAUAAAGUGGAUGUCAUUGGUAUAAAUUAUUUUUAGGGAUUCUCAUGUUUUAUUUAAUGACUCCUCGCUUCUCAAAGAAACAAACCUCGGUCUUGACUGAAUAAUUCGAACCAGCCUAAAAACAGAUGAAAACGAAGUCUCGAGAGGUUUUCGCUCUGAAAUGUGUCCUUGAUGUUCUGCUUAAAAAUCUUCAGGGUUUGGUUUUGCUUCUGCAGAAAAAAAAAGUUUGAUAAAAACACAACAUAGAGAGUUUAGUUUGGAGUAUUUCUGUGCAGAAAGAUGAAACCUGUGGUCAGGGUGUAAACAUGCCUCAAAGUUCAGGUGAAUCUAUAUUUAAUGGAAACCCAGUUUUGCAAGAACAAGGACGGAGACUGUAGACGCGUGGCAUCACAGUGUUUACAGUUUCACUAACUAGACCCCAGACUUCUUGAAAUCUAUUCAGACCUUUCUUUGGGAGAGUGAGUGUAUUCAGAGUCACCACAGGGUGCAGAAGUUACUUUUUAGGAUCUGGCCUGUUUACUUCCCCUCAUACGCUCCUCUCUGUGAGAGAAGAUACUCCUCAUUAACUCUCCUUUAAAAAACGGCAAACCAAAGUUAACACAUGGUAAAACAGAGAUCACACAACGCUAACUACAGGCGACACUGGGCGCUCUGGUAAUGUUGCCCCUGCCAGCCAUGCUGAACCGCAUUACACUUAAUUAAAGGCUCAUUUAUACAGAAUCCCUUCAGAAAUUAAAACUUUCUCCUGGGUCGCCUCUCUCCAGCUGAGUUAAAUGGAUCUUUUUUUUCUGGCAGAGACGGCGGAGCGGGACUUUUUAUUCCUCAGAGCAGAAUUCAGGGACAGAAAUGUUAAUGUUGGUGACAUUACAGCCUGGAAGGAAAAGGGCACUUUUCACUUAGGCUUAGUUUCAUGAUUGAGUUGUUGGAGACCUUCAGCUUCAUUUCACUCUCCUUCAUACAGAGUGACAGUCAUCAAGUGCUAAAGUCAGACACAGUAUAAGCUGUUCGCUGAUAUGGACAGGCAUUAAGUUGGGCUAACACGAUGUGAACUGAGCUUGAUUUGUGGCCUGCCUGAACUAACACAACGCCCAGGUGGAAGCAGAUUUAUAUUUUCCCUCACAAUAAUACAACUAAAGCAGAGACAUGACAGCCGGUUUUAUCAGAAUAAAUGACUAAAAUCAGUCACUUAUUAUCAGCACAACAAGCAUGGUCUUAAAUGAGACUACAGACAAUUGAAUUUUCCUUCGGGGAUAAAUAAAGUUCUUAUCCGCUCUUUUUUUCUUAUAAGGAGCUAAUUUAUCUGAUACGACAAAAGGCAGAUUGUUAUUGUUGUUGGGCAUACAGAAGUACUCGUUAAGUUUGAAAUAGUUUAGUUUUUUUGCAUCUGAAUGUUUAAAAUGAUCAAACAAAAACUUUCCUCCCUGUUGUUUAACAUCCUGAGCUCUUAAAGUGAGAGAGUUAGUCUGCUGAGGGCUUGUUCUCCGUCACCAUGGUAUCAACUCCCACUCAAACAGCUGGAUCUUGGCUAACAGACUGGCUUUGAGUGAGACCAAGUACAUAUUACAAAGUUAACCCAGUAAUUUAAUAUCAGUGGGGGAGGCAGAAAUGCUCACAUUUGAAGAAUGUUCUUGAGCAUUUGAUUAUUUUCAUUUUUCCGUAUUGGACAUAAAAUAAUAUAUUUUCACUUUUGUCUGUAUUUCCAUCGCAAGUUCGGUCUUCAAUUUUCUUUAAGGCGGUAUUAAAAAGGUCUUAAAACGUCUUAAAUAUAACUUCUUAAUCCCUGUUGUCACCCUGUAAAGGAGACAGAAGAAAGUCUGCUCAGAUCUGACCAAUCAUCCCGUUCCCUCCAAAACUAACCGGGUCUUCGUGUCUAUUUGGAGCCUCAGAGUCGUGUUGUCGGUCUCUGAGAUGCUCCAGGGUUGUUUGAAGGUGGACACAACAAUGAGAGUCUGCCUCUCUUGAUAAGCAAUCAGUGAGUGACUCUGGAGACGGUCGCCACAGAGACACGCGAGCUCAGACCUUCCCUGGCGAUACUCGGGGGGGAAACGCUGACAGUCAACCUGACGGGAAAAUAGCCACAGAGAGGCGAACGCAAUCCCAUCUACGGGCUGAGCUGCAGCCGACUGUCUUUAUACACACACCAACACACACACACAAAUGCACACAAUGUAAUUACAUCAGCUGAAUCCUGCAAGAAUAGACCCGUUUUCUUUGUUUUUUAAAGGUUACAGAAAAGCAAUACCCAUCUGUGCAGCGAUAUUGUCACAGCACAGCAAUUUUCUCUUAGAUAACUGUGUUUCAUAUCUAAAAAUCCAAUACAGCGCGAGUAUCACAGGCAAAAAGUAAAAACAAUAAAGAAAUAUAUAAGCAUGCCUGUCCUGGACCUCUAAGUAACAGCUUCUUCACCGAGGGGGUUUAAAUGUUGGCAGGAAGUCUCUGAACGGAGACGAUUUGAUGCCAUGGAAACUCACUUUUGUGUGGAAGUUUCAGCUGGAUUGUGGCGUGUGUCCUUGAGUUCAGCCGCAGAGUGUUUUGUGAAACCAGUGGUGUAUGAAGUAUUAAAAUAAACCUUUGUAUAAGCACUGAUACAUCUGUGAGAAUACUCUGUUCAAAGUCAAAGUCCUGAAUUCAAAACUUGACCUUCUUCAGUAAAAAUCGGCUCAGUUGAAGAACUGAUUUUGCGUCGAGGUUUGUUGUUGUCAGUGUUUUCAGAUGAUUUAUCUGAUGGUUUUGGAUUAAUGUUAGCGUUGCAUGAUCGUAGGGCUGGGCGAUAUGGGAAAAAGUUUAUCAGGAUAUAUUUUUGCCAUAUCAGUUGAUAUCAAUAUAUAUCCUAAUACAAACAAAAAUCACUUGUCCAUCUUAAAGGUUCCCUGUUACUCUUAAAUUAAAUUUAUCAUGUACUCGACAUAAUUUGCGGUGCACAUUACUCUGCUUCAUCUCCAACUUAAAAAAACAAAAUACCUCCACACUGCCAAUGUUUCCAUGCCAAUUCGUCAUCUGUUGAGUCUUCAUCUGAAUAAAGGGGUAGCACUCAUUUUCUUUCUUUUUCACCGACAGUGCUCUCGGCUUCACGUUAAAGUGCUGUGGUUGCAUGUAGCUGCUGUCUGCUACUACGCAGUUGUUUGCUACUUGGUUCUAAUUCACGCAACCCAAGCAACUCCCCUUUUCGUUUGCUAUUUAUAAAGUCUACCAAAACAUGACAUGACCCCGUUUUAUAUCGAUACGGAGAGAAAUCAAUUUUUUUAAUAUAUAUAGUUAUUGUUUUAUCGCCCAGCCCUACAUGAGGAAGAUGAGUUUAACAACUUAAUAGAGGCAAGAUAAAUGUCAGAGUUUAGGCAGACUAGCUGAGGGGUUUAAAGACUAACUUCUAGGUCUGCAAAGACCUGACUAAUCCAGACCCCGACUCUCUGCUCCCUCUACUUUCAUAUUUGCUCCGAUUUCCCUGAAAAGAGGCACAAACUCAAUUAAGGUAAAGCUGAUUUCAGCCCUCCUGCAGGCUAAUCAGCACAGGACCAGGCUGCAUUUUUACCAUUUUUUCAGAGUUGCCGUGUAUUAGAGAUGUGCCCAGACAGCGGAUAAGCUGUAUAAAGGAUGCUCUGACACCCUCGGACAUGUAAUUGCCUUAUAAAUGGACCUCUGCAGGAGGUGUGUCUAUGCUCCAGCAAGCACAAGCGUUGUAACAUCUACAGGGAGACAAACAUGUCGGUUUCCACCACUUCCGACUAGUCUUGUUAACGACAUGGACGUCAAUUAAGCUCAAGCCUCUUCACUUAAGUUAAUGAGAUAGAUAAGAGAAACAUGCUGCUCCAUUAGUGGACAGAUCGCAGCAGGAAUACAAACAUGCAGAGGUGCUUUUAAACUCUGGAGUGUGCACAAAUUAAACCGCGGGGAAACGUUUAACUUUUACGUUCAGCAAAUAAAAAGUUUCUAAUCUUAGUUUCCUUCUUGGUGUUUUCUUCACAGGCGAUACAAAAUCAGAGGAAACAGCCAAUAAGGAGGCAGGAGAGGAAAAACCGGAGGAAGACAACGACUAUCACCGUAGCGACGAGCAGGUGAGCCCCCGCAUGCUUCUUGUUUCUCUCACAAUCAAAUCACCACUCUCUCUCUCUGACUUUAUUCAGUAUCAAACAGAAAAAUCACUGAAGAUGAAUUUCAUUUUCUCCCACAAGGUUUUAAAAUCUGAAAUAAACUUCUUUUUUUAAACACAAUGAAAGAAACUUUCCAAAGACAGAAACUGUGCUCAAAAACCUGAAAACAUUUUCAACAGAUAAGAGACACUGAUCAGAAAUCUCCUGCCUGGUCUGACACAGCAGUGCGUCUGACAAACAGGCUUCCCGCAGACAAAUAUGGCGAACAAUCAAAGUGCUGACUCUGGCUUAAAGAGGCAAAAUUCAGCUUUUUUCACAGCAGGGUGUGAGAAAUAUUCAGAGUGAUCCAAGUGUCUGAUCAUUUCUCUGAAUGUAAGAGCUAAAUUAACAUAACGCUGUCACUCCAGAAUGGAUGCAUAAAGAUACAUGGUGAAAUACAGCGCCCUCUGGUGAGAGAAAGGUUCACGGCAGAAAAUAAACAAUCUCCCAAAAACUCGAAUCCCUCUCUGGUUCACUCUUGACCUAACUGUGUCGUCCUGCCGUUUAAACCUGCAGCUGUAGCAUCACAAAAACACAACAACUGACAGGAAACGGGUUCAAAAAAAAAUAUUGACGUCCGAAAUAAUCGCACGAAAGAACGGUCCCGGUGUGUAAGGACCUGUAGAGUCGCUCUCUGUACUCUGUUAGGCCACUUUUAGACGGAAACGGCCUCCAUAGAAAAUGGAAAAGUGCCGUUUUCGUUUUCAGUUUUUAUGCUGUGUUUACACAAAAACACAAUGUGGUUGAAAACGCUGUAAUGUGCAUGCCAGGUAGGGUAGGUGGCGCGUGUCGGUGUGACCGCGCUCCCAUAUAGACCAACAACACAUACGUAGAACAACUUCCGUUCUACUUCCUAGCGUGAGCCGACGUGAGCCAGGACGUCACAGCUUUGACUGUUUUCAGCGUUUUUGUACUUUGGACGAAAGCGGGACUAGCAGAGCGUUUACAACAUUUCCACUCUGGAGGGGGUUUUCACUUUGUUGUGUUUUCAUCUCCUGAGAACGCAGUUGCCGUCUAAACGGACCCCCCUAAACGAAACUAAAUUUUUCCGUUUUCUAUGGAGACCGUGUCCGUCUAAAAGUGGCCUUAGAUUCUGGCUGUAGGUCUCCAGAGUUAUAGUAAACAAACAUCAGGGUCCAGUCUUGGAAGGUUAGAGGCGUCAUAUAAGAAGUAUGAGCUGUAUCUGACUGAAUCAAACCAGAAAUAAAUGAGUGUUUUUUAUUUAUUUAUGUAAUUUAGGUCAUCCGCCCCUUUAAGAAUCAGCCAGCUGUGUUAUCUAGCAGCAAACUUGGCAGGCGGUCCACAUGAUUUUUCUCUCCCGGCAGAGAUUAGAGGAAGUAAACUGGAUAAAAUAAUUACAGGUUACCGAGCAGACUGUCAGGAACAAAAGCACUAAAGGGAAAAAAUACUGUUGGUGAUAAUUGUGGGUACGAUUGCCUUAAAAGCCGGCACAUCAAUUAUUGCCUUUACAAAGGAAGCCCCCCCAUGUGAAUCAGCCGGCUGUUUUACAAUUAGCGGCUCCUUUUGUCUUUGCUGUUUGGGCUUUUUGAUUUGUAAAGACGCCGCAGCUCCGCCCGUCUGAACACAUCGAAAAUGGAGAUGGGCUUUUGUUGAUUUCAGGGGUAUUCCUGCACAAUCUAAAGCUCUGACAAAUUAAAUUAAUAAUGCAGAGCGCAGAGUUUUGUCAUGCCAAACUAAAAAAACAAAAACACCUCAGAUAUUUUUUAUUCGGAUUAUAAACACAAAGAUGGCAGCCGCCUCGAUGAGGGUGAAGAUCUUGCCCUUUUGGAUUUUCAGCCGCGGUGCAGGAAUGUGCUCUGAAUAGCUAAUACGUCAGCCCCGUGUGAGCUGAAUGCAGGCGUGUCAAAUGUCACUGAGGAGGAGGAGGAAGAAGACGAGGGAGGAAAAGAGCAGAGGAAUACAAGCUGAGUGAUGAAAAUGAGAGGGCGAGCAGACAGCAUGAGAAAAAGGCCCGCUGAUGAAAAGAAGUCACCUCGCAGGGUGACGAGGUGUCAGGGAGGGAGAGUGUGACUCAUGAGAGUUAAUGACGGAGGGGUCGUCUAAGUCUGAGGAUUAACUGUGAGCGCUGAAAAGAGUAAACGAUGAAGCCAGCAGAUAGACCCUGAGACCCAAAGAGAAACCACAACAGGUGGGCUUUACCUGCUUCGUUCAGAACGCAGCAGCUCGGCUUUUAACUGGUUUUAGUCGACGGCGUCACAUCACUUGAAUUUGAGCCUCCUUUCACUGGCUUCCUGUCAGUUUUAGGAUUGAUUUUAAGAUUUUAUGGAUUACUUUUAAAGCAACAUGUGUCAGUGUGAGUGAUUAACUGGAAAACAUAAUAAAUAAAACCUUACUCUCUAAUUUAAUUCAGAAAAAAUCCAACUUAUAUAGCAUAUUCUUGUACCUGAUUCAUCCAAACCCUUUACUCGCACAGUUAAAUGAAGCUUCUCUUUAAACACGACUACACGCAGACAUCUUCAGCCGUCUGCAGGCGCUCGGUGUGGGCUCAUCAAAUAGUGAUAAGCUCCCGUAAACAUGAUGUUUUCUUGAUGUGGCUCUCUGUUGCAUCCGUCAGCGAGUCUGUGCGGCUCAAACAGGCUCUGUAAGAACGUCACUAAUGUUCGGUAAUUUAAUGAAACCUGCUGCAGAGUCCCGAUCUCCUCCGAGACUCUUAUUCACAUUAUGAGCCUCCCCCACUGGAAACGGAGAUAUUACCCUGCUUCUCUUUGCUUAUAGGAGGGCAGGUGGCGCACUGAAGAGCCGCCAGUGUUUAUUGAAGAGCAGAGAUGCUUUCCAAGUUUAUGUAGAAACCAGUGUGAUGUUUAUUUUUCACGUCUCAGAAGAGAGAGAUAAAAAAAAAAAAGGAAGUGAGGCAGGAAGACUCCCACGAAUAAAGGAGUACACGACUUCUCUCCUCCGCCGUCUCUCAGCGACAGUGAUACAUUCUGACUCCUGCAACCAUCAACUGCCAAAACCACCUACCGUGUCGCUGCGGGGGGGAGCACAGGCCAAUGGCGGUGACGCUCGAAGCCGAUAUGCAAAAACACAUGCUGACAAUGAGCGGCGCCGGGCAAAGAUAUCAGCUGUUUUUUUUAUGACCCUGAAGAAUCAGAGGGAAAGAUGUCUAGGGGUGGGCGAUAUGGAAAAGGUUUCAUAUCGCGUUUUUAAUUUUUGGAAAAUCAGGAUCACGAUUGGAAAAAAUGGAAAUAAUAAAUGAAAUAAAAUAUCCAGAUUUUAACAACGAACAGCAUAUUUUUUAUCGUAACUGGAUGGUCCUGAAACCUGACGCUACAUUUUUUCCCUGUGAUGAAAUCGGCAAAUCCACGCCCCCAACCCAUUUCAUUGGUCCCUGCAUUACUCUUCUUCGCUCCACCACCUGAUAGGAAAAGGGGUUAGGGUGAGGUUAGUAAAGGUUAGGGUGAGUGUUAGGAUAAGGGGAGGGGUUAGUGGCGGCGAUGUAACUGCAGUGAAAUUUAAAAACAGGAGGGGGCGCAUUCGGGGUAGAAGUGAGAGACUGAGGAGGAACCAAUCAAAUGGGUUUGGGGGCGUGGAUUUCCCUAUAUCAUCCUAGAGAAAAAAAACCUCACAAACCUGACACUGUAGUCUGGCUACUUCCUGGCUUGUUUGCAUAUUAAACUGUGAUUGGAUGUUUACUGAGGACUGAGGGGGAGGGGCUUGUGAAUGAGUUAGCCUAGUAGGAUUCACAGGCAGCAGAGCGGAGGAAAAGAGGAAGUAGAUUCUGUAUCUUGUUCUUUUUUCGGCAGAUUUUUCAGCCACUGCAGUUGGUUUUUUUCAACGUUUAAGAUACAUUCUGUGGGUAAAUUAAAUUGUGUUCUCUGAACUUCAAAACAUUCAUUUAAGAGGGCAAGAAAUUUAUUUAGACACACGUUAGGGCUACAAUACACACUACAGACGGUUCUACGACCUCUGUGCUUUGGCAGUGCUUUGUUGAGACUUUUGUGGUUUUGAGCUCUGAAGGCCACAAACAUCUUGAGUGAAACACUUCCUUGUUUCUUAAAAAUAAACUCGUCUUUCUUUCAUUUUAAAACUACUUCCUUUGAGCGUCAGCAUGUCGUGGAAUAUUCUCUCUUUUCUACAAGUCCUCACCUCUUUUAACCAUCACGUUUUCCUCCAACAGGUCAGCAUCUGCUUGGAGUGCAACAGCAGCAAGCUUCGAGGUCUGAAGCGAAAGUGGAUCCGCUGUUCAGCACAAGCCACAGUCCUCCACCUGAAGAAGUUCAUCGCCAAAAAGCUUAACCUGACAUCAUUUAAUGAGGUACCGAUGAGAACACGCUCCGUUAGACCCGAGAGGAAACUUAAUGUACUUUCACUUCAGCGUGUUUCAAAGAUCGCAGGAUUUGAUGGAUUUUUACACAUCUGUUCAUGCAGAUAUCCUGUUAAAUAAUAUUUCUGAACAUAUCGCUCCGCUGCACAAACUUUGAGCUUACCUCAGAGUCAUACUGGCUCUGUGGGGUUUCAGAGCAGAUUCUUAAGGUUAAAAAACAGGAAAAUCAUCCGAGAAUCGCCGCAGCUCAUUAUUUUCUCUUAAUCAGAGGAAACUGAGAGGGUGUGAAACUAAAGCAGAAGUCCUUUCAGAGAAGUGUUGGUUUUCAUUCCAAGAAGUUUGAGUUUUUCUGCAUUUAUUUUGGGCUUUAUGGGUCCGAGGGUGGAUUACUGUUCUCAGCCGUUUUAAUUCAAGCGCUUAACGAAAAUGUUCGGCUGCAUGUUUGUCUCCUAAAGUGGAUUUGGAGCGUUUUUGAAACAAAUCAUUUUAAUUCUUGGCCUUUUGUUUCAAUGUGUUUGGAGCACCAGCUGGGCGGUGUGGGCUGUGUGCAGAAGAAAGUUCAGUUUCAUGGCUCAGAAGGUCAGUUUAUCCCUCUGUCCGAUAAAAGGCCUUCAGCAUUUGUUAUAUUUAGCAGAAAAGCAGCUUUUUUUUCUCUCUUAUUUUUCUUAUUUUUGAUGCUCUAACAGGCUCUAAAAACAGCCGAGAGGACUGUGGGCGAUAAUUUGACAGAUGGAUUUUAAGAAUGCCACAUAUAACCAUCACAGACGCCUCUGUGUCUUAUAUUAUUUUGAUUUUUCAUCUUUUUCUCACCAGCUGUCGCAGAGUUGAGUGGGAGGGCUCGAUCAGACCGUCAGGAUAAAACACACAACUCUGGCGCUCCCCGGCCGCCAUUGUUGGUCUUUCUGAUGACUAUCAAAAGCUGUCGUUUAGACAGACUCUGUUUUUAGCUCUGUAGAGAGCUGGGCGCCAUUUACACGUUAGUCUUGUCACUUAUCCGGUUGACGAGGUCCUGUGACUUACCUGCAACUUGGCACAACCUUAGAUUACGUGCGUACUAUUUUCAUAAACAGACGUUUCACCCUCUCCGUUUACAAAAAAAACUGCGUGCACACCACUAUGUUUUCAGAAAAGUUUUUGUUUACACUAACCUGUGUAUAAAUGCCAUUAAGAGCACGCCAAACCUGUAGGUGGCAGUGUUGCGAGAAGCUCAAGCCCACGUUAGCCAAUCAGAAUCCCGUAUAGCAGCAACAACGUCACUUCCUUCUUUUGGAAAAGAUGUAAAUGCAAAUGAAUACAAAACGACUGCUGUUCUGCAUGAUCACCAUAGAGUGUAAACAACGUCGCAUUGAACCCAGUUUCUACCCAAAUCUCUGUUUUUCUCAGUUUACGUGCAAACAGAGUUUUCCAAAAUCUCCACUAUAACCAGAGUUUUUAAAAAGCAUCGUUUUCAGGGGCGAACUCUCUGUUUGCGUCUAAACGAAGGGUGCAAACGUUUUUAAAAAUAACCGGGUACGUAUAAACGGGGCUUAAAAGAUAUGUGACCUACACACCCCAAUAAAGACUUCUUUCAUGACCAGAGUCCACACUCCCAGAAGGAGAUCUUGCAAACUCAUGCAGUCCAACACUUUAAAGGAAGAAAGCAUCAUUUGUAAAGUGAUGCUCAGUUUACUGCAGAGUCUCGUGUGUUUGUCCCUGUCAUGUACACAAGUGAAUAAAUAGUUUCUGAACAUGCUUCUUAUUUACAGCUUUAAACCGGUGCAGCUAGAAUCAUCACUGAGCAGAUCUGUGGAAGUAAAUUCACUCAUGACUAAAAUCACAGGACAGAGGAAGUCUGGCUUUUGUCAGAUGGAGGGAACCGUCCCCGGAGACAGUCUGAUUAUCUUUUAGUUUUUAUUUAGCUUUAAGUGUUCUACAAAGAGCUGAAAUGAUAUUAAACUGCACCAGACUCUGACUUUAUCAGUUCCAACUAUUAAGGCUUUGGACUCUUUCAGCGUUUCAAAUCUCAAAAACAAAAAAAAACACUUAAAAAUUUCUAUUUGUUGAUGUUUUUGUCCGGAAAUCUGCGGUUUCUCCUGAUCAUCAGAUCAAGAGUUUAGGUCUGUGCAGGGAGGUUUUCUGCAGGUUUGAUUUUGAUCCUUUCAGAGCUUUCAAACAACAAAGACCCAGAUGUGGUUUUUGUCGUUUCCUCCCACAAAAACAAACUUCUAACUUUUGAGCUGGAAUCACAGCCCCUCUGCUUCCCCCUCUGGAUUAGUUUUGGUUUCUUCUCAGUCACAGACCUGAACAGUUUCCCUCACUAAUGCUGUGUUUAUCCGUCAGAGCGUCACUCCGGUCUGAACCAGCAGGUGACGCUGUGGCAGUAUUUGUUCCCUCUCUCCCUCUCUGUCUGACUGUAUCGAUCAGCAGAUGCAGAUGUGAGGCAGUGCUCAGCAGAAUAUCAAUGUUGACUUCACAGAGGGAGCGCCGGAUUAGACGAGCCGGCCUCGCUUUCAGUAUUGAACUUUCUGUUGUUUCCCAGAAUGCCCCGCUGCUGCUCGGGAGCCGAGGGCCACUUUGUGGUGAAACCAGCUUCCAGUCAAAGACACAGAGACGCUUUAGAGCGGAGGGGGCAGAGAGUGUGUGGUACAAGCUUUGUUUCUGCAUCAGAAACCUUCAAGAAAGGAGUUUGUGUUCAUGUCUCUGCAGGGAGGCGGCGUGGUCCACAGUGAGGCUCUCUGCUGUCGGCCAUCAUUCACUAAUCAGCUGUUUUUUGUUGUCGUUAACAGCUGGACAUUUUAUGCAACGAGGAGAUCUUGGGGAAGGACCACACUUUGAAAUUUGUUGUUGUGACGAGAUGGAGAUUUAAGGUAACGCCUGUUUCAGAGAUGUGGUCAUAUUCUCUGUUUCUCUGAUUUGUUUUGAUGUUCUGAAAAAAAUCAACUUUGAGUGAGUUUAAAAAAAGGUCUGAAAAAGUCUGAGAUUUGAUUUAAAGGGAUAUUCCGGCAUAAAAUUAAGUUAGGGUCAAUAUCUAGUGAGACAUCUCUAGUUGCCGACCCCUUGGUUCUCUAGUUUUACCAACUUUAGUAACGACCGUAGCAAUACAGAGAGCCACAUGCUUAACCAAAACGCCACUCUAUAGCCACAAAUAAUGCUCAGAACAGCACCUAACUUCAUCAACAGGACAUAUAGGGUCACAGCCAUAGUACUAGACACCAAACAUCUUUUUAACUUUGCCUAAUUUCUUUAGCAAAGAGACUAAACACAACUCACCUACUCUCCUCCAGCAGCUGCUUGUUUGUAGCGAGACCUCGGGCCAGUCCAUUAUGGACUGCUGCGGGGUGACGCAGCUCAAGGAAGAACAUUUAUGAUCAUUUCUUCAUGGAAAUACAAUCAGACCGAGACGCCAAGACAGAAGAACUACCGCGUCUGCAGAGCAAAUGAUUAAUAUGGUGAUUAUUAAGUCAUGGAAAUGAUAAAGAAAUGAUCAUAAAUGUUCUUCCUUGAGCUGCGUCUCCCCACUGUAGUCGAUGGACUCGCCCGGAGGUCUCGUUACAAACAGGCAGCUGCUGGAGGAGAGUAGGUGAGUUGUGUUUAGUCUCUUUACACUCACUACUGACAAUAGAAGCGUCAUCUUUGGGGUCAUCCACACUGGGAGGAGUCACAGGCUGUGCCACAGGGGGGCACCAGCGCCCAGGCCCCCCUCGACCCCGACAGACAAAAGCCAGUCGGGCCGAAGGGCUCAGGGACAGCGCCCCCCAGCAGCAGCCCAGACACAGCUCCCAGUGUGGAGGACCCCCUCUAAGGAAACACUGGAGUUAAAACUGAAAACUAAUAACACAAGAUAAAAAGAGUGAACAAUUUAAAAGCAUAAAAAUACAGAAGAUAAUAAAGAAAACAGGACCAAUAAUAAGUAAAACAAAUAAAAAAAUUAAGAAUAAUAUCAUCUUUAAAAACAAGGUAGAAGUAAGAACAUAAGAUAAAUUAGAACCACAUAAGAAAAUAAGAAGAAUUUAAAAUAAUAGUUAAGAGCCUGAUUAAAAGGUCGGUCUGUAACCUUCUUUUAAAAAUAUCUACAGUGUCUUCGGUCCUCAGGCUCUCUGACAGGCUGUAUUUCUCACACUGAUGUUGUGUUUGUGUGUCCCCCCUCCAGAAGUCGCCCCUCCUGCUCCAUUACAGACCCAAGAUGGAUCUGCUGUAGCUAAAACGGACACACGGUUGUGUUUUUGUUUUUUUGAUUUUUUUUUUGUUUUGCUUUUCUUUUUGGCCCGGUGGCUGCGGACUGUGCCGAAACCUUUUUUUAUUUAUGCAAAGACGAUCAACCAACACCAAGCAAACUCCCGACGGUUCAAGUCAACACAAGCCAGCAACAUCGGGAUCGAACGGCGGGUAAGGGAGGGAGGGGGGCGGGGCGGCGGAUACAACACAAACCGACGACCUCCAGCACAGAUACUGCAACACUGGUGUGUUUUUAAGAACUGAAACAACCACGUUUUUGUCCGCGACAUCCUAGAUAUGUGAACAAAGAAAAACAAAAAAAAAAAAGAAAAAAAUGGAGAGAAAGCAUAUAUUUAUACUUUUGUACAGAAGAGACACAUGGAACCAAGACACUACUGGUGCUCUGUUUACACGCAAACAAGAUGUCGGGGAUCACAUGACCGUCUUUUUUCAGCUUCAUGCAGAUUUCCUCCUCCUGAGACAAAGACUGAGAGGAGAGGAGGAUGUUUUUUUAUAAAAGGUGUUUGUUUUUUGUUUUUUGUUUUUCUGGUUUUUCCUCUUCACGAUACACUCGACACGUCUUGGGAGCACAGAGAGUUUAUGGAAAAAGUUAUAUAACAGGCAUCAAUUUAAAGCUGUUUAUCAAGUCUCUGAACCUUUUUCGUUUUGUUUUGUUUUCAUUUUGUUGACUUUGUCUAAUUUGCUAUUGGGUUCUUGAUGAUUGUCAAUUGUGAAUAGGCUUACAAAUGUUUUGUGUAGUAAUUUAUGUUCUAUAUACCAAUAUUGUACAUAAAAUGUCAUUACAGAGAGAGAGAGAGAGAUUGAAAGAGAGACUUUAGACUGUUAAGAAAGAAUGGAUCCCAGAAGUGCUAUCUAUAUUUUGGGCGAUUAAAGGUAAUGAAUUAGGAAUCUUUAAAAAGACAGACUCAUUAUCAGUAUCAAAAUAUAUAAAUGCAUCUUUAUGUUGUCUGGGAAAGACACAAAACAGAUUUAUCAAAUCCUCUGCCAGUCUUUUAGACGUGGGGUCUGAAGUAUGUAUGAGAGUCGAACGUAGAUACGAAGAAAGCUUCCGAUCCAUCCUCCCAUCCUCCGCCUUCCUUUGGUCAAACACAGAUAUGUUCGUCGUGGUUUUCGGUUGUUUUGGACAUCAGUAUCAACCACCUUUGUCUUAAAAAAACACAAUACUACAUAAACACCCAUGUUCCACAAUGCCUGCAAGACAUGAAAACUCAAUAUGAGCAGAGAUUCUCUGUAUUUUUAUUGAUUUUAAUCACGCCGUGCACUCCUUUAUUUCUCUCUCUGCAGUCUUUCAGCAGAGCGAGCGCCGAUUCGCCCACAUGUUUACAGCUUUUAGGUCGAGCUGUUAGCAGCAGAUGUUGACACCGCGCGCCCUCAUACCAUGCUUCCUUUUUUUUAUUUUGUUGGGAUUUUACGGCAGAACUCUCCAUCUCUCCUGCAACAGAAGUGAGAUUUUAUAGCCUGGUUUUUAUUUGUCUUAAGGUGCUGCAAACAUCACCAUUUCAUUUAGGCGAACAGGGCGGAUAAUUAAAAGAUUGAGAACAAACUGUAAACUUUCUGCUCAGAGCUCGACUCCCUCUGUGAGGCGCCGCAGUCAGACUCUCCGUGCACAUAAACCACUUCACAUUGUCGGGUUUUUUUGCAGUUACCGCUCACUGCCAGUUGACGUACAAGUGUCGAAAGUUGCACCGUGAUCCUGAAAGUCAAGUAAAUGUUGAUUUGUCCAAAAAUCAGUGAAAAAGCCUCAGAAUUUCAGCAGGAAAGGCUCUCAAAACACAAAUGUAUUCAUCUUUUUUUUCUUCUUUUGCAAAAUGACUUGCAGAAUCAGGUUUGGCACAGAGACUGGGUUUCUUUUUAAAGGUUUUGAUAAUGAAAAUCUGGAUAUCUAACGACCGCUGUUUUGGUCAUUUGGUGCUCAUUACUAUGUGUGUUUGUGAUCUUGAGGAGGGUAUUCCUCAGGAACAUGCUUGUUUAUGCUGUAACUGUGAUACAGCAGAUCCUUUUAUCAGCUAAAUGUCUUAAACUCGCAACAUUCAAAGCAAACUGCUCAUCUGUCUUUAACGUAAACACAACUGGAUCCCUGAACGCCUCGUCAGACCUCAAGUAGUAUUACCUCACUGUCCUGUGACAUUUACGUUCCCCUCUGCGUCGUCCCCGCCCACAGCGAGCUGCUCUGUCUGCAGGAGUCCUCUCCAUCAUGAGACGACAGACGUUCCAGCUUCAAACUCUCGAUUUAAGAUUUGAAAGAAGUCUUAAAAGUUUAUUUAAAAAAAGUUGUGACUUGACGGUUUAGGGAUUUGCAGAUCAAAUUUAAAACAUGUUUUGGAGCUCUGCUACUAAAGGACCUAGGAUGUGUAUUAAAUGAUGUUUUUAUAGCUUACAGGUCUCAGCUCAAACUUGACUCCUGCAGUCUGUCGUUUCUCAUUCACCUCUGAAAGCCUGUUCCCCGGCUGCACAUGUAAAGGGCUCAUUGUUUUUUGGUUUUUCUAACUAUCAAAGUACAUGGAAUCCUUGAAAGUCUUUGAUUUCUGGGUAAACUCCAAUUUUGGAAAUCCACUCUUCAGCACAAACAUCUUUUGUUAGCUUGAAUCUUGUGAUUUUUCCCUCUUUUGUUCUUCUAAUUGGUUCUGUGAAAAUUGGAUGCUCCAACAACAGCUAACAAGUUUUUUUAUGAGCAAAAUAAGAAAUGAAAAAAUGCUUUUAUUUUCUACCCUGAUGGAAAAAACUGGAGAAAAAUCAAGCUUCUGUACCUUUUAAUAGUGAUCGAUAACCAAAAACAACGAGCCCUACCAGCUUCUCCCCACAGAAAACGUCAUAAUCUCCUUUUUUUCUUUGUCUUCGUCAGCACAGACUCUGUGUUUGUCAACAGGUCACCCUAGAGAAGUCAGACCAAUGUCAGUUUAUGCUCUUCUGAGACGCUCCGAGGUUAAUAUUGAUCAAGUUUGCUCUUAUAAAUAAGACAAGUGAUGUUUAACUAAUAUCCCAAAUGUGUUUCCCUCCUCGCUCCUUCAGUCUCUUUCUGGUUUUAAUGAUCCUACGUGUUCAGAAGCUUUUUCCUCAGGUGAUUAAGCUGAAACUUUCCCCAACAAGGUGCUAUCAUCAUCAUCAUCAUCAUCAUAACCACAAACAGUUUCAUUUUCUACAUUACUCUUUCAAAUGGUGCAAACACUGCUGGGUGCUGCUGAGAAUGACAUCCAAACGUUAGUCGUAUAUUUUUGUGAUGCAUUAAAUCUGUUUUGUUCAACACGCUCGGGUUCACACUGCAGCUUUGUUCGCCUCUCACGUCAGAUCUCCCUCCUACUAAAUCCAGAUGAUUUUGAUCCUCAUUGUUUGUGCUGCGCUGUGUGUGUUUUCUGUCGUUUGGUGCAGCAGGCUCUCUCUCUCUUGUAUCCUAAUAAUGAAAUCUGUAACAUGCAGUAAGAGAGCGGUUGGUGACAUUAUUCUCGCAGAAGAAGGCUGCAGGGUUGUGUGUUGGUUCCUGGGUGCCAAAAACUGUGAAUGACACUCUAAUGUGGACCUGAAAGCAACCUCUGUAGGCAUUAUUUAUUAUUAGGUCGCCUAAAUAACUACUUAUCGCCAUCCUCAAUACUCGUCAGUUAUAUGUAUUUGAAUUUUAUUCGAUAUCUGAUAUUGUAGUUUGGCUGAUCGCAUUAGAAUCACACCGUCUUUUCAUGGUAAAGAACACCAAGUUUCUCCUGUAACAGAAUUUUCCUAAUUCGUGACAGUCUAAUUGUUUGAAACGAGGCAUAAAGUAUGAAAAUUUGCCAUAAACGAUAUAGACAUUCGAUAACACGUCUGCUCUGUAUCCGACACCUGGAGAAACUUUGUUACCAUAGACAUGAUAUACGUAGAUGCCUCAAAACCUGACAUUGCCUAUUCGAGCUCACGUAUCAGCGCAGCCGCCGUCUUGGAUGGGUCCUCCAGUGCAUUAAGAUGUUAAUAACUCUCCGAAUCUCUGUCCGAUUUUCACACUGUUUGGUUUGUUACAACGGCAGGGAUGUAGCCAUAAUACAGGAUAAUGUCACACAUUAAAAAUAAACCAAAUCAUUUUUCAAUCCUAUUUGUGAAAUGUAAUCCUACGUGAUCUGGUUUCAAUACUGCGUCAGGUUUUUCAACCAUAGAGUGCAUAACUAGAGGCGUAGUUCCUCGUUCUCCAUUGACCUUGUUUGGCUCUUGAGCGAGCCUAGAGUGAGGAGACCAAUCCAACAUGGCGGAUUACGCUCCAGCACAUAAUGAGGCGUCUACGUAUAUAAUGUCUAUGACUGCAUGAUCAUACCCAGUGAGACUGCUCAUAAACAUAAUCUACUGACGAGUGGGGAAAGUAGUCAACUGGUUGGUUAGUUGGUGAAACUCUCGGCUUACAGCAGGAUGCAGUUUGUUGGUGUUUAAAUCUAGAAAUGGAAAAAUAAGAUCACACACAGGCUGUGUCUGGUUAAACCUACAUGCAGCCAUCUUGAGUAACACACAGCUAGCACAGUAUAAAGUAGGUGGUGCUAGCUCUGCAACAGGUAGAUACACCGUGAAACCAAUUUGACAUUUAACAUCCACAGACUUUGAAAGCUCACGUUUAUCUAUGUUUAAUAAGUUUUGCUCAAAUUGGACUAAUAUGUGUUUUCUCAUCUAGUUGAGCCGCUGAGUUGUCCAGCUAUGCUAGCCAGGAAGGUGGAAUUCAAACAACUACAAAAUGAGUUUAUUAGGAACGUAACACGACGAGUUUAAAGCUUCAAAUAGAGUCUGAAGAGAAGCUGCAAAAACACAAGAGCAGAAAACAUCCAAAUCACAUUUCAGAAGAAUCCUAUGUGCACAUGUUGAGAUAUUUAAACAACAAAAAUAACAAAUGCAUUAGACAAAACUACUGCACCAGACUUCUUAAAAACCCUGAUCAUGGUCUGGGACUUUUUUGUGGACUUGAAGCCAGAAGUAAAAGAGUAUUUUAAAAUGAUCUGUGCAGCCCUUAUCUCAAGUACUAUCGCACAAUAGAGACGAGAAAAUGGCAAAGAUCUGAUGUGGGAGAGUCUAACAGCAAACAGCUGCAGUGUGAACAAAGCCGGUCCUGUUGAGUUUGAGUUCUCUUUGUUCUUAGAAGCCUGUGAACUGUGUGAUGAUUGGAAGAACCUGACGUGAAGGGCGACCGUCAGAAACUGUCUCUGCCGCCGGUGCUCUCUUUGGUGCUAACAACUCUUUGCUUCAAAUCUUCAAACUUCUUCUGGAAAGAUUGAGUCAGAGACAGACAAAGCACUGUGUUUUCAGGUUCUCCUGUCGCCUGUUGUUUUUUUUUUUUUUUUUUUUUUGCACUGUUCGUCAUCUUCUUGGACUUCUGGGGCGUCUCUGCAGAUCAAGAAGUUGCUCGUUUCCUUUUGUUUCUUUUUUUAUCACUGGUUUCUCUGGGUUGGUUUACUCUCUUGCCGGGGCUUGCCAGGAAAGCAAAUAGAGGAUGUUGAAAUAAGACUGUGACAUACAUGAUGCUGUGAAAAGAAAAAUGGUGGGAGAUCUGGCUCUUGGGCUGCGAUCUCCUGCCUCACACUUAUUAUUGGCUUCUCCGGUGAGAUGUUUGCACCUUUUCCAAGUCUGAUGGUCUGAACGUCCACUACCACAGAAAUAAUCACAUCCAGCGGAUCUUACUCGAAAUUCCCUGAUGCCCCGUGAGCUGUUGGGAGAUUCAACCUUUAAAGCAUGUCUGUAUGCAGGCUGCACACUCCCUCUCCUGUGCUCCAAAGUGGAUCGAUCUUCACGCUCGUCAUUGGCACUACCAUUGGGACAUCAGUGCUUACAGGCGGCUUGGUCCUGUCUUACUCUAGACUCGAGUCUGUAUCAACAGAGCUUCAGUUCCCGGCCUGGUCUUCUUCACUUUGACCUUGAACACCUAUCAGCUCGUUUGUUAUCCCCGAUACGGAUCCGUGUGAAGGCUUCAGCAGAGGCGGUUUCACAUCUUCUUGAAGACAGUUGUGUACCUGCAGCAAACAAUUCAUCUGGGCUGCUUUGUGCUCAGUCUCCCAGAGAAGUUGGAGUCGUCUCUAAAGGCAGCAACAUUCAUUUCAAGCUUGUUGGCAGCAAAUCAUUCCUGGCAACUUGGAAAAGCCUCUUCUGUGUUCUCCCCUCUGUAAUGAGUGUCCACUCCAGGAGUCUGAUAGCUUUCUUUGUCGCCCAGCUCGUUCGUUUGCUUCAUUUCAGAGUCCUCCGUAAAGCCUGGUAAUCUCACAGACCGGCUUUGUGUGCGAGGGACCUCGAGGGUCACUCAGACGGCUACAUGGACUGAAAACACACUCCAAAACAUAUAAAUGAUAUCGCCUGACUGCGGUUUGCACACUCUGCUGCUGCAGCUGGAAAGCUGGAAUGCUUCAGGCUCAAGUGCGCCGCGUCGCGUCUCCAUGGGUGGCGCGGAUCUGAGGAGCAACGACUGGUUAAAUGAUGGAUUGUUUCACCACUCGAGGGUUGUUGUUGCUGCUGUUGCUCGUAGAGAUUGAUCCCCGGCUACAGGAUCAGCGAGGCAGCUUUUUCAAACACACAGGAGCUGACUCACUGCAAAUUUAUUCAACUGCAGCCAAACCUGCAAACACAUGUCCCCCCCCAUGAGCCAUACAGAUGUCAUCAAUAAAUCUUCAGUUUUUUGUAUUCUUGUUAUUUAUUGAUACUGAAAAAGUGGCUUCUGCUGUCGUUUCUUGGUCAGUGAGUUUAAUCCAAACUUACAGAGAGCAGCAGCUUGUUCUUUGGCCCCGAGCUUCAAAAUCUGGGAACUAUCUGGGAACCACGUGUGCACCAGUUUGGCAUCAAAACCUUAACAGUCAAAUGUAUCAUCCGCUCAAAGUGGACUUCUUUGCUCUUACCAUCUUCUGUUUUGACAAAAAUCUUAAAUUCAACCACAGAGGAUCCCACAGCUUCAUAUUUUGACUUGUUGGGUCACUGACCGAGCUGCUGCCUUUUAAAGCUCGAGGCUGAGAACAGGUGAGCUCUGCAGAAAACGACUUAAAUUAUGAAAUUAAAUGAAUUCCCUUUUUGCUAUAUUCUCCCAGAUGCUCUGUCUCCAUACAUCAAACACAGCUGUCUUUGUUUUCUCCUUUAGGUCAUGCUUAAACUAAGUUGUGUGAAUCUGGCGAUGUGGUUAUUGUAUUUGCAAGGAAAAUGUGCAAUAUACGGCUCUCAGAUGGUUCCAGGUUUCAGCAUAGAACUCCAAUAUCUCUUUUUUAUUAAUUAUUAUUAUUAUUAAACUGUUUAAUCCUUAUUUUUCCAGUCAGUUCCUCAGGUCACUAAAUGCCUUCUGGUCCUGAGGGUGACCAGGAAAUCUCAGAACAUACACUAAUGCACCCGACAAACAAAAACGACUGGAUUUUAUUUGAGUCUCGUCUCUGUUUUUGUCUCCGUUUCCACCUGUGACAGUUUUCAGAUUUUUUUUGUUUAUUUUCAGGUUAACACGGGCACUUAUUCCAGUGUCCUUUUCCUUGCCUCCUUUUAUAUUAUUGUUAUUUAUUGCACAUGUAUGAACUGGUUUUCAUUGCCACAUUUAAAUUUAAGGAGUUUGGGGUCUAGAAUGGGGCUGGAAUUUCUUACGUACAAAACUACAGAAGCUUUUGUCAAAACCUAAGUGUGUAUUUCAUCAAUAAAUGCCUUUAAAAGUGUUUCUUACGCUGCACGGACUCUUUUAUUACACUUUAAACUAUUGUAACAUCUGUAUAUUUUUGUUGUUCCUCAGGGACGUCUGCAGCAGCGAUCCAGUGUGAUGGAGAACAGGGACUCCCAGAAAAGAAGUCGUAGUCAUCGAUUUAUACGUUUAAUUUUUAUUUUCAUCAAAACAGCCUAUAAAAUAUAACUUGCGUGCUAUCGUUUCAUUACUUGAAGAAGAAAAAUGUAUCUUGCCACUCCUCUGCGAUGAGCGGGGCUCUACUCCGCUCGCUCCACUCUCUAUCUCACAACAUACAUGUGUGCUGACAUGCUACGCGGCGUAGCAUGUCGGCACUGCUGAUUCUGGUAUCCUUGUCGCGAGCGCUUGCCGCUCAUAUCCUGCCAGUUUUGAGCAGGAUGUUUUUGAUAACCCGGGGUUUUGGCUCCUUUCCAUCGUGUUUGCCGCUAACAAAGCAAUGAUAAAACUGGUCAUGGAGCUCCGAACGUUCAGCACCCUGAUUGAAAAUAUCUGCAUUCUUCAGAAAGAUGGUCCGUAGUGAUGCGGACGCCGCACAUUCUCUUGUGGAUGUUAACUUAAGCUUCGCUCGCAGCCCUGAAAAGAGCGCUGGGUCAUCUCCGGCCACCUUGUGUGACGUCGACAUACGGCAUACGGGGUGAUGUAUGUCUAUGUUAGGGGAAACACCAGAUAGUUUCAGUGACUCUAAUGGGACAUGAUGAACUUCACAGGUCAGCUGACCAGAGAUACAGCCUCUGAUUGGUCGACAGACCAAAACAAGAUCUCAACAACAGAAAUGAUACCUUUCACCAAAAUUUAAAUAUAAAUCAUCAGAUUAUUUUUGAUAGGACUGGAUUAGACAGUCUUGAUAUUCACUGACUGCUGUGGGAUAGAUAAAAAAAACAUAGAUGCUGUGAAAACUUAGAGUUUAUCUUCUACAGAGUGUCGGUCUCACAGGGCGAGUGGAUUUUACUGUAAGUGUACUGUCCUGCAUUUAUAACUAAUACUGUAAACAACAUUUAUCAUCACUGAACGGUUAAUAUAAGAGGUGUAUUUCAAGAAAAAAAACAUGUCUCAUAUUACGGUCAAUACGGUAAAUCCCACGCCUUGUGUAAACAGACUCUCUAGCCUGUGUCCACCUGUGGGAUUGCAGAUGACGAUGUCUACUCUGUCACGUCUGUAACAUAUAAGCCGUCACAGCCUGUGAAAGUCUUUUGAGUUUGUUGGAUUUUCAUAAACUUUUUCUCCCGUUUCACAGAGAUCUUGACUCGCCAAACCUCGUUUAGAGACUUGACUUGAAGAGGGAAAACAUGGUGGUGUAGAAACCAUUCUGAGCGUCCUGCGGAGCAGAUGUGAGGAGAGAGCCGAACCGCUCAUCAGCUGCUCCUCACACAGACGACUCACUCGCUGUGUUCGUUUUGAGCAGCUUCAUCACCCGGGGAGCUUCGUGCUUCUUCUACUUGCACUGCUAAUAUUUGGAGAGUUGUCCCAUCGCAAUAAAAAGAAAAAGACUCGUUGUAUUUCAGUCAAAACCACUUUUUUUUUUUUUACCAUUACAGUCGUGCAGAGUGUUCAGACAGCAUCACUCUGCUCACACUGCAGUUGCAGAUACGCCAACACGGCCCUGCAUCUGAUUAACUGGAGACUCCAAAUUCAGAAAUCUCUGCUUAUUCCCAAGUCGUACCUGAA
This is a messenger RNA of Xyrichtys novacula (pearly razorfish), 67814 nucleotides long. The record is from the annotation of a GenBank genome assembly. Lineage: Eukaryota; Metazoa; Chordata; Actinopteri; Labriformes; Labridae.